Messenger RNA from Bathycoccus prasinos, 48933 nucleotides. RefSeq lists its product with no specific name. Bases 1 to 48933 code for a protein of 16310 amino acids. The transcript has a single exon. Lineage: Eukaryota; Viridiplantae; Chlorophyta; Mamiellophyceae; Mamiellales; Bathycoccaceae. The record is from RefSeq and is a predicted model, not a curated record.
AUGAAGACGACAAACACAACGAAGAAGACGUGGAGGAGGAGGAGGAGGACUGAAUCGAACGAGUGCGCGAAACGAACGGCGAAGCGCUUCAUGUUUACGCUCGACCUAUUUGCGCUCUUAGUAACGAAUUUGUUCGAAUCCUGCGUCGGAGACGGAUUUCAAGGCAUGUUUUCUGGAGCGACAACGUUUCAAAAGAAAUACGAGUGUGAUUCUAUGGUGAGUGGAUCGCCAAAUUCCUGCGUUUGUAAAGGCGAAAACUGCUAUCUGACGGAUGGUAACUUUCACCUUGCCGUGGAAAAAUGUCUCGAAGAAGCCCCGAGAGACGGUUUGUGCUCAAAGUGGGGUACAAACUCUACAAAUUAUGGCGUUAUGCCGAAAUGGGACACGAGCAGGGUGACCAAUAUGGAUGGAAAACUUGGAUCAUCUUUUACUGGGUUCGGAGGAAGAGCAGCAUUUAACGGCGAUUUAUCGACUUGGAACACGGGACAAGUCACGAGUAUGAAAUUCAUGUUCGCAAAAGCGGCAAAAUUUAAUAAGGAUAUUUCUAAAUGGGAUACUUCAAGCGUUCGAGACAUGACUGGUAUGUUUGACGGAGCAAUCGAGUUCAACCAAAACAUAGGACGUUGGAAUACAUCUCAAGUUCUCGGUAUGAAUGAAAUGUUUAAUGGAGCUCUUGAGUUUGACCAUCACGUGAACACUUGGGAAGGCCCGGCGGCGCUUUCUCUGCAGGCAAAUAUGUUUUUAGGAGCAAAAGCUUUUAUUGCGAAGUAUAAAUGCGCCGAUUCACUGACAGGUCCUCCGAGUUCUUGCUCGUGCUUAUCAAGCCAUUGCUUGACAGAUGAAACUUUUCACAUCGCAGUUGAAGCUUGUCUCAUGGAAGACCCUGUGAAGGGGCUUUGUUCGACAUACGGUUUAUCGAGAUCGAAGUUUGGUACGAUGCCGGAGUGGGACACUCACCUCGUUACUAGCAUGAUUGGGUACACCGAUGAUGGUGAUAUCGUUGGAUUUGCGGGCAAGUCGACUUUUAAUUCAGAUAUAUCUCGAUGGAUUACCUCGCAGGUAACGACCAUGCGUUACAUGUUUGCAUGGACAGCCAAGUUUAAUGCAGAUAUUGGCAAUUGGGACACAUCUCGAGUGAAAGAUAUGCAGUCAGUUUUUGAAGGAAGCAGCUCCUUCGAUCGUGAUAUUUCGCGCUGGGAUACCUCGAGCGUGACGAACAUGGACGCGAUGUUCUAUCAAGCGGUUUCCUUCGAUUCGGAUGUUUCUGGCUGGGAUACUGCGAAUGUUAUGGUGUUUCGGCUCAUGUUCGACGGCGCUACUGCAUUUCAAAAUAACUUCACGUGUGCUAAUGCCGUGAAUGGACCACCGAACACUUGUUUUGCGCAAGAUUAUGUAUUAUCAGAUGAAAAUUUUCACGAAUCGAUCGCUGCGUGUUUAGCUGAAGACCCGUUGUAUGGAAUUUGUCCAAAUUUUGGUCUAAUCGAGAAGAAAAUUGGAAUUGUUCAGAAUUGGGACACGGGUAGAAUUACGAAUAUGAAUAGUACUUUUGAAAAUAGAUAUAAUUUCGUUGGAGAUAUUUCUAGUUGGAAUACCGCUCUGGUGAGAAAUUUCGAUUACGCGUUCAAAGACGCAAUAUCAUUCAACGGCGAUAUAUCUGGAUGGAAUACGAGCAGCGCCACAAGUAUGGCCCAAAUGUUCUUUAAUGCCUCUUCUUUCAAUCGCGAUCUGAACCAAUGGACCGGUGCAGCUGCCACAACUCCGCAGGAAAGAUUAUUUUACGGAGCGACUAAGUUCAUCAAGGCUUUCAUAUGUUCGUUUGGAAUGUUAGGACCAAUAAGUUCAUGUUUCGCUAUUGUCCCUCUUACAGAUUCAACUUUUAAAACAACUGUAAACAGCUGCUUAGGCACUAAUCCGGUGGACGGUUAUUGUUCUAGCUUGGAGACAUACGGGCCGAUGCCAUAUUGGGACGUGAGCUUGGUGACGAACAUGCAAGACGCUUUCUAUAACAAGGGCAGUUUCAAUGGCGACAUUUCUCGAUGGAACACCUCGAGCGUGACUACGAUGCGUCAGAUGUUUUACGGUGCGAACAGCUUCGAUCGCGAUCUGAAUGACUGGGAUACUUCCAGUGUUCGUGACAUGUACCGAAUCUUUCACGAGUCAAACGCAAAUCCUGACAUUGCGAUGUGGGAUACCUCGAGCAUGCAGACUAUGCACCGCGUGUUUGAUCGCGCGUACAUGUUUAAUCGCAAUUUGACAGCUUGGGACACAUCGAGCGUGACGGAGAUGAACUACAUGUUCACGUACGCGUACAAGUUCAACGGCGAAGUGAACGGUUGGGACACGUCGAAUGUUCGAAACAUGUAUUACAUGUUCCACUACGCCUACGACUUCGACCAAGAUCUCGAUAAAUGGGAUACAUCGAGCGUGACGGAUAUGCACUACAUGUUUGAGUACGCUCACGACUUUAAUGGCAAGGUUGGUACGUGGGACGUAUCCCAAGUGACGAGUAUGCGUUACAUGUUCCGUUUUUGUUACGUUUUCAACCAGGAUGUCUCGAGUUGGGACACGUCGAGGGUCACAGAGAUGAAUUACAUGUUUUAUGAUGCUCGCCUAUUUACAUACGACGUAUCAAAGUGGAUUGGAAGCGCCGUUGAGAACUACCAGAGUAACAUGUUCAGUGGCGCUACGGCGUUCAAGGCGAAGUAUUGGUGUCCAGAUGUGAAUCGAGGCCCACCGAGGUGGUGUCAGUGCAUUUAUUCUUGCCCGACUUCCUCGACGCCGCCUUCCCCUCCAUCCUCUGUUUUGACCCCAAUCACGAACGAAAACAUCAAAGACGCCGUCAAGACUUGUUUAUUUUCAAACGCGGGUAAAUAUUAUGUCGACGGCAUGUGCUAUGAGAGCGAAUACGGUGUUAUGCCAGACUGGGACGUGAGUAAAGUGACAGACAUGCAAAGUUUGUUUUCUGGGUAUUCAAGUUUUAAUGGGAACAUCACCGCCUGGGAUGUCUCCUCUGUAACGGACAUGAGCAACAUGUUCCAAAGUGCGAACGCUUUCACUCAAGAUUUGAGCGACUGGGAUACCUCGAGUCUUACACGUUUGUACCGUAUAUUCUAUACUUCGAAUGCGAAUCCGAAAGUUGCAAACUGGGACGUUUCGAGAGUGACUAGUAUGAGUGAGGUUUUUAGCCACGCGUAUUCUUUCAACCAGGAUAUCAGUUCGUGGGAUGUCUCGUCUGUGACGACUAUGUAUGGAUUGUUUUACAAUGCAGACAAAUAUAAUCAAGACUUGAACGGAUGGGACACCUCUCGCGUCAAGAACAUGCAGAGUAUCUUUCGAAGUGCGGAUGCUUUCAACGGCGCGAUUGACGGCUGGGAUGUAUCGAGCGUGACUACUUUUCGGUACAUGUUCUAUAGUCAGCACAGUUUUUUUGGCGACUUGAGCAACUGGGAAACUUCUAGUUUGACAGACAUGUAUCACAUGAUGUAUGAUUCGAAUGCGAAUCCUAAGCUCGCGAAUUGGGACGUAUCGAAAGUCACGAGUAUGAGUUAUGGUCCAUUCUAUCAUGCGUAUUCUUUCAACCAGGAUAUCAGCUCUUGGGACGUUUCAUCCGUGACGGAUAUGGAACAAUUAUUUUACCAUGCGCGAAAGUUUAAUCAACCGAUUGGAAACUGGGACGUAUCGAAAGUCACAGAUAUGGAUUACAUAUUUCGUUAUGCCUACGAGUUUGCACAAGAUCUCACCUCCUGGCCGGAAACUUCAACGACUACGACCACGUCUGGUACUUAUUAUAUGUUCCACGAUGCGCAUGCAUUUCACGCGAGAUUCAGUUGUCCGAACGGUGAUUACGGUCCUCCUGUUAAGUGUGCGUGUAAGUUUGACUGUCCAAUCACGGAUUCUAUUCUUUUGAGUCAAAUUUCUGCGUGUUUGAGUACCAAUCCUGUCGAUGGCUUGUGUUCUGGAUUAGCGAAAUACGGAGCUAUGCCUGAUUGGGACGUUUCUCGCGUCACGAGCUUAUCUCACGCUUUCAAAGAUUACGAAAACUUCGACGGAGAUAUAUCCAAAUGGGAUACUAGAAAAGUAACGAACAUGAAGGGACUCUUUUACAACGCUCGUUCUUUUAAUCAACCUAUAGGAGCUUGGGACACCUCGGCCGUCACCGAUAUGCGUUAUAUAUUGUAUGGAUCCACUGCAUUCAAACAAUCCUUGCAUGAAUGGACGGGUCCUGCCGCGAAGACCAUGCAAGAUAACAUGUUAUACGGUGCUACUGGAUUUCAAGCUCGAUACUUGUGUUCCGAUAUUUUGCGCGGACCUUUAACUUCGUGCCAAGUACGACCGACGCCAUCCCCUCUUAGUGAUUCGACAAUUUACGAUGCCAUCACAGCCUGUUUGUCUGAAUCUCCGAUACACGGCGAAUGCAUUACAUACGGUCUUCGUACUACAAACUUUGGGACGAUGCCGAACUGGGAUAUCGAAAAGGUUACGGAUCUUUCGUACGCUUUCAAGUACGAACCUGUUUUCAACGCAGAUAUCUCUUCCUGGGAUACCUCUAGCGUCACCAACAUGCGUGACAUGUUUCAUUACGCGUCCUCCUUUAAUCAACCUAUUGGCACUUGGCAAACUUCAAACGUGAGGGACAUGCAAUGGAUGUUCACACACGCGCACACUUUUAAUCAGCCACUUUCGUCGUGGAAUACUUCGAGCGUGACUAGUUUGUCCCAUACAUUUUCCAACGCUCGAGCGUUUAAUCAGCCUUUGAGUAAAUGGGAUACAUCGAGUGUGACAAAUACUGAGGGCAUCUUUCUCGAGGCAUUGACAUUCCAUCAAAGAUUCUCUUGCACAAGCUCAAGUAACGGCCCUAUAAGCUCGUGCACUUGCACCUCUGCGUAUUGUUUGACGAACUCGAAUUUUCAGUCCGCUAUAAACUCGUGCCUGAGCGAAUCUGCUGUCACUGGAGACUGCGUCACUUAUGGUACCUCGACGACGAAAUUUGGAGUGAUGUCUACAUGGGACGUGAGCUUGGUGACGAACAUGCAAGACGCUUUCUAUAACAAGGGCAGUUUCAAUGGCGACAUUUCUCGAUGGGACACCUCGAGCGUGACUACGAUGCGUCAGAUGUUUUACGGUGCGAACAGCUUCGAUCGCGAUCUGAAUGACUGGGAUACUUCGAGUGUUCGUGACAUGUACCGAAUCUUUUAUUCGUCAAACGCAAAUCCUGACAUUGCGAUGUGGGAUACCUCGAGCAUGCAGACUAUGCACCGCGUGUUUGAUCGCGCGUACAUGUUUAAUCGCAAUUUGACAGCUUGGGACACAUCGAGCGUGACGGAGAUGAACUACAUGUUCACGUACGCGCACAAGUUCAACGGCGAAGUGAACGGUUGGGACACGUCGAAUGUUCGAAACAUGUAUUACAUGUUCCACUACGCCUACGACUUCGACCAAGAUCUCGAUAAAUGGGAUACAUCGAGCGUGACGGAUAUGCACUACAUGUUUGAGUACGCUCACGACUUUAACGGCAAGGUUGGUACGUGGGACGUAUCCCAAGUGACGAGUAUGCGUUUCAUGUUCCGUUUUUGUUACGUUUUCAACCAGAAUGUCUCGAGUUGGGACACGUCGAGGGUCACAGACAUGAAUUACAUGUUUUAUGAUGCUCGCCUAUUUACAUACGACGUAUCAAAGUGGAUUGGAAGCGCCGUUGAGAACUACCAGAGUAACAUGUUCAGUGGCGCUACGGCGUUCAAGGCGAAGUAUUGGUGUCCGGAUGUAAAUCGAGGCCCACCUACACAAUGCGUUUGCAUUUAUUCUUGCCCGACUUCCUCGACGCCGCCUUCCCCUCCAUCCUCUGUUUUGACCCCAAUCACGAACGAAAACAUCAAAGACGCCGUCAAGACUUGUUUGCUUGCAAACUCUGCCAAGAACUAUGUCGACGGCAUGUGCUAUGAGAGCGAAUACGGUGUUAUGCCAGACUGGGACGUGAGUAAAGUGACAGACAUGCAAAGUUUGUUUUCUGGGUAUUCAAGUUUUAAUGGGAACAUCACCGCCUGGGAUGUCUCCUCUGUAACGGACAUGAGUAACAUGUUUGAAAAUGCAAACGCUUUCACUCAAGAUUUGAGCGACUGGGAUACCUCGAGUCUUACACGUUUGUACCGUAUAUUCUAUACUUCGAAUGCGAAUCCGAAAGUUGCAAACUGGGACGUUUCGAGAGUGACUAGUAUGAGUGAGGUUUUUAGCCACGCGUAUUCUUUCAACCAGGAUAUCAGUUCUUGGGAUGUCUCGUCUGUGACGACUAUGUAUGAGUUGUUUUACAAUGCAGACAAAUAUAAUCAAGACUUGAACGGAUGGGACACCUCUCGCGUCAAGAACAUGCAGAGUAUCUUUCGAAGUGCGGAUGCUUUCAACGGCGCGAUUGACGGCUGGGAUGUAUCGAGCGUGACUACUUUUCGGUACAUGUUCUAUAGUCAGCACAGUUUUUUUGGCGACUUGAGCAACUGGGAAACUUCUAGUUUGACAGACAUGUAUCACAUGAUGUAUGAUUCGAAUGCGAAUCCUAAGCUCGCGAAUUGGGACGUAUCGAAAGUCACGAGUAUGAGUUAUGGUCCAUUCUAUUAUGCGUAUUCUUUCAACCAGGAUAUCAGCUCUUGGGACGUUUCAUCCGUGACGAAUAUGGAAUAUUUAUUUCACCAUGCGCGAAAGUUUAAUCAACCGAUUGGAAACUGGGACGUAUCGAAAGUCACAAAUAUGAAUUACAUGUUUCGUUAUGCCUACGAGUUCGCACAAGAUCUCACCUCCUGGCCGGAAACUUCAACGACUACGACCACGUCUGGUACUUAUUAUAUGUUCGGCGAUUCACCUGCAUUUCACGCGAGAUUCAGUUGUCCGAACAGUCAUUACGGUCCUCCUGUUAAGUGUACGUGUAAGUUUGACUGUCCAAUCACGGAUUCUAUUCUUUUGAGUCAAAUUUCUGCGUGUUUGAGUACCAAUCCUGUCGAUGGCUUGUGUUCUGGAUUAGCGAAAUACGGAGCUAUGCCUGAUUGGGACGUUUCUCGCGUCACGAGCUUAUCUCACGCUUUCAAAGAUUACGAAAACUUCGACGGAGAUAUAUCCAAAUGGGAUACUAGAAAAGUAACGAACAUGAAGGGACUCUUUUACAACGCUCGUUCUUUUAAUCAACCUAUAGGAGCUUGGGACACCUCGGCCGUCACCGAUAUGCGUUAUAUAUUGUAUGGAUCCACUGCAUUCAAACAAUCCUUGCAUGAAUGGACGGGUCCUGCCGCGAAGACCAUGCAAGAUAACAUGUUAUACGGUGCUACUGGAUUUCAAGCUCGAUACUUGUGUUCCGAUAUUUUGCGCGGACCUUUAACUUCGUGCCAAGUACGACCGACGCCAUCCCCUCUUAGUGAUUCGACAAUUUACGAUGCCAUCACAGCCUGUUUGUCUGAAUCUCCGAUACACGGCGAAUGCAUUACAUACGGUCUUCGUACUACAAACUUUGGGACGAUGCCGAACUGGGAUAUCGAAAAGGUUACGGAUCUUUCGUACGCUUUCAAGUACGAACCUGUUUUCAACGCAGAUAUCUCUUCCUGGGAUACCUCUAGCGUCACCAACAUGCGUGACAUGUUUCAUUACGCGUCCUCCUUUAAUCAACCUAUUGGCACUUGGCAAACUUCAAACGUGAGGGACAUGCAAUGGAUGUUCACACACGCGCACACUUUUAAUCAGCCACUUUCGUCGUGGAAUACUUCGAGCGUGACUAGUUUGUCCCAUACAUUUUCCAACGCUCGAGCGUUUAAUCAGCCUUUGAGUAAAUGGGAUACUCGAAAAUGUAGAAGUUUGUUUGCAAUGUUCGAUGGUGCCACUCAAUUCAAUCAGCAGUUACGUCAAUGGGAUUUAAGCAGUGUUACUUCCGCUGCUUGGAUGUUUCACCGGUCCACUGCUUUCAAUCAGUUAAUCUCAUUUUGGAAAGGAUCUUUCGUUUCUGAUGAGCAGGAAGGAAUUUUCCUUGGAGCAUCUUCUUUUACUGAAAAGUUCACUUGCAAAAGUUCGUGCAAUGGGCCGAUCAACUCAUGCGUCUCUUCUUCGUUAUUGAACAACUCGAAUUUUCAGUCCGCUAUAAACUCGUGCCUGAGCGAAUCUGCUGUCACUGGAGACUGCGUCACUUAUGGUACCUCGACGACGAAAUUUGGAGUGAUGUCUACAUGGGACGUGAGCUUGGUGACGAACAUGCAAGACGCUUUCUAUAACAAGGGCAGUUUCAAUGGCGACAUUUCUCGAUGGGACACCUCGAGCGUGACUACGAUGCGUCAGAUGUUUUACGGUGCGAACAGCUUCGAUCGUGAUCUGAAUGACUGGGAUACUUCGAGUGUUCGUGACAUGUACCGAAUCUUUUAUUCGUCAAACGCAAAUCCUGACAUUGCGAUGUGGGAUACCUCGAGCAUGCAGACUAUGCACCGCGUGUUUGAUCGCGCGUACAUGUUUAAUCGCAACUUGACAGCUUGGGACACAUCGAGCGUGACGGAGAUGAACUACAUGUUCACGUACGCGCACAAGUUCAACGGCGAAGUGAACGGUUGGGACACGUCGAACGUUCGAAACAUGUAUUACAUGUUCCACUACGCCCACGACUUCGACCAAGAUCUCGAUAAAUGGGAUACAUCGAGCGUGACGGAUAUGCACUACAUGUUUGAGUACGCUCACGACUUUAACGGCAAGGUUGGUACGUGGGACGUAUCCCAAGUGACAAGUAUGCGUUUCAUGUUCCGUUUUUGUUACGUUUUCAACCAGGAUGUCUCGAGUUGGGACACGUCGAGGGUCACAGACAUGAGUUACAUGUUUUAUGAUGCUCGUCUAUUUACAUACGACGUAUCAAAGUGGAUUGGAAGCGCCGUUGAGAACUACCAGAGCGAAAUGUUCAGUGGCGCUACGGCGUUCAAGGCGAAGUAUUGGUGUCCGGAUGUGAAUCGAGGCCCACCUACGCAAUGCUUUUGCAUUUAUUCUUGCCCGACUUCCUCGACGCCGCCUUCCCCUCCAUCCUCUGUUUUGACCCCAAUCACGAACGCAAACAUCAAAGACGCCGUCAAGACUUGUUUGCUUGCAAACUCUGCCAAGAACUAUGUCGACGGCAUGUGCUAUGAGAGCGAAUACGGUGUUAUGCUAGACUGGGACGUGAGUAAAGUGACAGACAUGCAAAGUUUGUUUUCUGGGUAUUCAAGUUUUAAUGGGAACAUCACCGCCUGGGAUGUCUCCUCUGUAACGGACAUGAGCAACAUGUUCCAAAAUGCAAACGCUUUCACUCAAGAUUUGAGCGACUGGGAUACCUCGAGUCUUACACGUUUGUACCGUAUAUUCUAUACUUCGAAUGCGAAUCCGAAAGUUGCAAACUGGGACGUUUCGAGAGUGACUAGUAUGAGUGAGGUUUUUAGCCACGCGUAUUCUUUCAACCAGGAUAUCAGUUCGUGGGAUGUCUCGUCUGUGACGACUAUGUAUGAGUUGUUUUACAAUGCAGACAAAUAUAAUCAAGACUUGAACGGAUGGGACACCUCUCGCGUCAAGAACAUGGAGGGCAUCUUUCGAAGUGCGGAUGCUUUCAACGGCGCGAUUGACGGCUGGGAUGUAUCGAGCGUGACUACUUUUCGGUACAUGUUCUAUAGUCAGCACAGUUUUUUUGGCGACUUGAGCAACUGGGAAACUUCUAGUUUGACAGACAUGUAUCACAUGAUGUAUGAUUCGAAUGCGAAUCCUAAGCUCGCGAAUUGGGACGUAUCGAAAGUCACGAGUAUGAGGUAUGGUCCAUUCUAUUAUGCGUAUUCUUUCAACCAGGAUAUCAGCUCUUGGGACGUUUCAUCCGUGACGGAUAUGGAACAAUUAUUUUACCAUGCGCGAAAGUUUAAUCAACCGAUUGGAAACUGGGACGUAUCGAAAGUCACAGAUAUGGAUUACAUGUUUCGUUAUGCCUACGAGUUUGCACAAGAUCUCACCUCCUGGCCGGAAACUUCAACGACUACGACCACGUCUGGUACUUAUUAUAUGUUCCACGAUGCGCAUGCAUUUCACGCGAGAUUCAGUUGUCCGAACGGUGAUUACGGUCCUCCUGUUAAGUGCACCGAUAAAUACAGCAGCACUUACUCACUUUCAGACACAAAUUUUUUCACUUCCGUUUAUUACUGUCUUUUGGAGUCUCCUAUGGAUGGUAAUUGCGUAAGCUAUGGAACCAUGCAAACGAAGUUUGGUGUAUUAUCAGAUUGGGACGUUUCAAAAGUAACGAAUAUGUCGCAUGCGUUCAAGAACGAGCUUCAUUUCGAUGGCGACCUUUCUAAAUGGUCGACAAAAAGCGUAACUUCUAUGGACGGCAUGUUUUAUGGAGCAAAGGCGUUCACUGGAUCGUUCUCCAUAAACCGGUGGGUGACUUCAAGUGUUUUGAACAUGGACUAUAUGUUUUUCGAGGCUGCUUCGUUCAACGGUUUAAUCGAUGGCUGGGACCUCUCGAGUGUUACGAGUCUUUCGCGUAUGUUCUACGGCGCUGAAACUUUCAAUCGAGCUCUUGGGGAUUGGGAUACUUCGAGCGUGAAAGACAUGAGCGGGAUGUUCUACUUGGCGAUUUCCUUUAAUCAGGCCAUUCAAAACUGGGACACGUCAAGCGUCAUUAACAUGAACGAAAUGUUUCGUAAUGCAACCGCAUUUUCUCAACCACUUUCUAGUUGGACUGGUCCGGCAGCGACGACGACUUCAUCUUCUGUAUUCACCUCCGCUCUCGCAUUUCUCGAGAAAUAUUCGUGCUCUGAUCAAAAUGACGGUCCGGUGAGUUCUUGCACUUGUUCCAAUUUCGAGUACUGUUUGAAUGAUUUUACUUUUCACGAUGCUAUUUCUGCGUGUCUUUUAGAGGAUCCUAUUCAUGGAGCGUGCUUAACGUACGGAAGUGUCAGUACGAAGCUUGGUGCAUCUAUAUCUAUCUGGGACACAUCGCGAGUGACUGACAUGGCCGGAGCUUUCAAAAAUCGAAUCGCGUUCAAAGGUGAUAUUUCUGGUUGGGAUACCCGAGCCGUCACAAACAUGGAAUACUUGCUUUUCAAUGCGACAUCAUUCACGGCGGACCUUUCGCAGUGGUCUGGUGUGGCAACGCAAGUUGCUCAAAAAGGGAUGUUAUAUUUAGCGUAUGCCUUUGGGAGGGAAUUCAUUUGUGAAAACCAAGAAUCUGGUCCUCUGAACUCAUGCGCAAUAAGCGUUCACGAGAAGUUAACGAAUUCAAAUUUUCGGUCCGCUAUAAACUCGUGCCUCAGCGAAUCUGCUGUCACUGGAGACUGCGUCACUUAUGGUACCUCGACGACGAAAUUUGGAGUGAUGUCUACAUGGGACGUGAGCUUGGUGACGAACAUGCAAGACGCUUUCUAUAACAAGGGCAGUUUCAAUGGCGACAUUUCUCGAUGGAACACCUCGAGCGUGACUACGAUGCGUCAGAUGUUUUACGGUGCGAACAGCUUCGAUCGCGAUCUGAAUGACUGGGAUACUUCGAGUGUUCGCGACAUGUACCGAAUCUUUUAUUCGUCAAACGCAAAUCCUGACAUUGCGAUGUGGGAUACCUCGAGCAUGCAGACUAUGCACCGCGUGUUUGAUCGCGCGUACAUGUUUAAUCGCAACUUGACAGCUUGGGACACAUCGAGCGUGACGGAGAUGAACUACAUGUUCACGUACGCGCACAAGUUUAACGGCGAAGUGAACGGUUGGGACACGUCGAACGUUCGAAACAUGUAUUACAUGUUCCACUACGCCCACGACUUCGACCAAGAUCUCGAUAAAUGGGAUACAUCGAGCGUGACGGAUAUGCACUACAUGUUUGAGUACGCUCACGACUUUAACGGCAAGGUUGGUACGUGGGACGUAUCCCAAGUGACAAGUAUGCGUUUCAUGUUCCGUUUUUGUUACGUUUUCAACCAGAAUGUCUCGAGUUGGGACACGUCGAGGGUCACAGAGAUGAGUUACAUGUUUUAUGAUGCUCGUCUAUUUACAUACGACGUAUCAAAGUGGAUUGGAAGCGCCGUUGAGAACUACCAGAGCGAAAUGUUCAGUGGCGCUACGGCGUUCAAGGCGAAGUAUUGGUGUCCGAAUGUAAAUCAGGGACCGCCGAGGUGGUGUCAAUCUUUUGCUUCAUCUUGUUUAUUACCUCCCCCAUCCUCUGUUUUGACCCCAAUCACGAACGCAAACAUCAGGAGUGCCAUCAGGGAAUGUUUCUUCGUGAGCUUCGGUCAAUAUUUUUCUAAUGGCGAGUGCUAUGAGAGCGAAUACGGUGUUAUGGCAGACUGGGACGUGAGUAAAGUGACAGACAUGCAAAGUUUGUUUUCUGGGUAUUCAAGUUUUAAUGGGAACAUCACCGCCUGGGAUGUCUCCUCUGUAACGGACAUGAGCAACAUGUUCCAAAGUGCGAACGCUUUCACUCAAGAUUUGAGCGACUGGGAUACCUCGAGUCUUACACGUUUGUACCGUAUAUUCUAUACUUCGAAUGCGAAUCCGAAAGUUGCAAACUGGGACGUUUCGAGAGUGACUAGUAUGAGUGAGGUUUUUAGCCACGCGUAUUCUUUCAACCAGGAUAUCAGUUCUUGGGAUGUCUCGUCUGUGACGACUAUGUAUGAGUUGUUUUACAAUGCAGACAAAUAUAAUCAAGACUUGAACGGAUGGGACACCUCUCGCGUCAAGAACAUGGAGGGCAUCUUUCGAAGUGCGGAUGCUUUCAACGGCGCGAUUGACGGCUGGGAUGUAUCGAGCGUGACUACUUUUCGGUACAUGUUCUAUAGUCAGCACAGUUUUUUUGGCGACUUGAGCAACUGGGAAACUUCUAGUUUGACAGACAUGUAUCACAUGAUGUAUGAUUCGAAUGCGAAUCCUAAGCUCGCGAAUUGGGACGUAUCGAAAGUCACGAGUAUGAGUUUAGGUCCAUUCUAUCAUGCGUAUUCUUUCAACCAGGAUAUCAGCUCUUGGGACGUUUCAUCCGUGACGAAUAUGGAAUAUUUAUUUUACCAUGCGCGAAAGUUUAAUCAACCGAUUGGAAACUGGGACGUAUCGAAAGUCACAAAUAUGAAUUACAUGUUUCGUUAUGCCUACGAGUUCGCACAAGAUCUCACCUCCUGGCCGGAAACUUCAACGACUACGACCACGUCUGGUACUUAUCAUAUGUUCUACGAUGCGCGUGCAUUUCACGCGAGAUUCAGUUGUCCGAACGGUCAUUACGGUCCUCCUGUUAAGUGUACGUGUAAGUUUGACUGUCCAAUCACGGAUUCUAUUCUUUUGAGUCAAAUUUCUGCGUGUUUGAGUACCAAUCCUGUCGAUGGCUUGUGUUCUGGAUUAGCGAAAUACGGAGCUAUGCCUGAUUGGGACGUUUCUCGCGUCACGAGCUUAUCUCACGCUUUCAAAGAUUACGAAAACUUCGACGGAGAUAUAUCCAAAUGGGAUACUAGAAAAGUAACGAACAUGAAGGGACUCUUUUACAACGCUCGUUCUUUUAAUCAACCUAUAGGAGCUUGGGACACCUCGGCCGUCACCGAUAUGCGUUAUAUAUUGUAUGGAUCCACUGCAUUCAAACAAUCCUUGCAUGAAUGGACGGGUCCUGCCGCGAAGACCAUGCAAGAUAACAUGUUAUACGGUGCUAUUGGAUUUCAAGCUCGAUACUUGUGUUCCGAUAUUUUGCGCGGACCUUUAACUUCGUGCCAAGUACGACCGACGCCAUCCCCUCUUAGUGAUUCGACAAUUUACGAUGCCAUCACAGCCUGUUUGUCUGAAUCUCCGAUACACGGCGAAUGCAUUACAUACGGUCUUCUUACUACAAACUUUGGGACGAUGCCGAACUGGGAUAUCGAAAAGGUUACGGAUCUUUCGUACGCUUUCAAGUACGAACCUGUUUUCAACGCAGAUAUCUCUUCCUGGGAUACCUCUAGCGUCACCAACAUGCGUGACAUGUUUCAUUACGCGUCCUCCUUUAAUCAACCUAUUGGCACUUGGCAAACUUCAAACGUGAGGGACAUGCAAUGGAUGUUCACACACGCGCACACUUUUAAUCAGCCACUUUCGUCGUGGAAUACUUCGAGCGUGACUAGUUUGUCCCAUACAUUUUCCAACGCUCGAGCGUUUAAUCAGCCUUUGAGUAAAUGGAAUACAUCGAGUGUGACAAAUACUGAGGGCAUCUUUCUCGAGGCAUUGACAUUCCAUCAAAGAUUCUCUUGCACAAGCUCAAGUAACGGCCCUAUAAGCUCGUGCACUUGCACCUCUGCGUAUUGUUUGACGAACUCGAAUUUUCAGUCCGCUAUAAACUCGUGCCUCAGCGAAUCUGCUGUCACUGGAGACUGCGUCACUUAUGGUACCUCGACGACGAAAUUUGGAGUGAUGUCUACAUGGGACGUGAGCUUGGUGACGAACAUGCAAGACGCUUUCUAUAACAAGGGCAGUUUCAAUGGCGACAUUUCUCGAUGGAACACCUCGAGCGUGACUACGAUGCGUCAGAUGUUUUACGGUGCGAACAGCUUCGAUCGCGAUCUGAAUGACUGGGAUACUUCCAGUGUUCGUGACAUGUACCGAAUCUUUUACUCGUCGAACGCAAAUCCUGACAUUGCGAUGUGGGAUACCUCGAGCAUGCAGACUAUGCACCGCGUGUUUGAUCGCGCGUACAUGUUUAAUCGCAACUUGACAGCUUGGGACACAUCGAGCGUGACGGAGAUGAACUACAUGUUCACGUACGCGCACAAGUUUAACGGCGAAGUGAACGGUUGGGACACGUCGAAUGUUCGAAACAUGUAUUACAUGUUCCACUACGCCUACGACUUCGACCAAGAUCUCGAUAAAUGGGAUACAUCGAGCGUGACGGAUAUGCACUACAUGUUUGAGUACGCUCACGACUUUAACGGCAAGGUUGGUACGUGGGACGUAUCCCAAGUGACGAGUAUGCGUUUCAUGUUCCGUUUUUGUUACGUUUUCAACCAGAAUGUCUCGAGUUGGGACACGUCGAGGGUCACAGACAUGAAUUACAUGUUUUAUGAUGCUCGCCUAUUUACAUACGACGUAUCAAAGUGGAUUGGAAGCGCCGUUGAGAACUACCAGAGUAACAUGUUCAGUGGCGCUACGGCGUUCAAGGCGAAGUAUUGGUGUCCGGAUGUAAAUCGAGGCCCACCUACACAAUGCGUUUGCAUUUAUUCUUGCCCGACUUCCUCGACGCCGCCUUCCCCUCCAUCCUCUGUUUUGACCCCAAUCACGAACGAAAACAUCAAAGACGCCGUCAAGACUUGUUUAUUUUCAAACGCGGGUAAAUAUUAUGUCGACGGCAUGUGCUAUGAGAGCGAAUACGGUGUUAUGCCAGACUGGGACGUGAGUAAAGUGACAGACAUGCAAAGUUUGUUUUCUGGGUAUUCAAGUUUUAAUGGGAACAUCACCGCCUGGGAUGUCUCCUCUGUAACGGACAUGAGCAACAUGUUCCAAAAUGCAAACGCUUUCACUCAAGAUUUGAGCGACUGGGAUACCUCGAGUCUUACACGUUUGUACCGUAUAUUCUAUACUUCGAAUGCGAAUCCGAAAGUUGCAAACUGGGACGUUUCGAGAGUGACUAGUAUGAGUGAGGUUUUUAGCCACGCGUAUUCUUUCAACCAGGAUAUCAGUUCUUGGGAUGUCUCGUCUGUGACGACUAUGUAUGAGUUGUUUUACAAUGCAGACAAAUAUAAUCAAGACUUGAACGGAUGGGACACCUCUCGCGUCAAGAACAUGGAGGGCAUCUUUCGAAGUGCGGAUGCUUUCAACGGCGCGAUUGACGGCUGGGAUGUAUCGAGCGUGACUACUUUUCGGUACAUGUUCUAUAGUCAGCACAGUUUUUUUGGCGACUUGAGCAACUGGGAAACUUCUAGUUUGACAGACAUGUAUCACAUGAUGUAUGAUUCGAAUGCGAAUCCUAAGCUCGUGAAUUGGGACGUAUCGAAAGUCACGAGUAUGAGUUUAGGUCCAUUCUAUCAUGCGUAUUCUUUCAACCAGGAUAUCAGCUCUUGGGACGUUUCAUCCGUGACGAAUAUGGAAUAUUUAUUUUACCAUGCGCGAAAGUUUAAUCAACCGAUUGGAAACUGGGACGUAUCGAAAGUCACAAAUAUGAAUUACAUGUUUCGUUAUGCCUACGAGUUCGCACAAGAUCUCACCUCCUGGCCGGAAACUUCAACGACUACGACCACGUCUGGUACUUAUUAUAUGUUCCACAAUGCGCAUGCAUUUCACGCGAGAUUCAGUUGUCCGAACGGUGAUUACGGUCCUCCUGUUAAGUGCACCGAUAAAUACAGCAGCACUUACUCACUUUCAGACACAAAUUUUUUCACUUCCGUUUAUUACUGUCUUUUGGAGUCUCCUGUGGAUGGUAAUUGCGUAAGCUAUGGAACCAUGCAAACGAAGUUUGGUGUAUUAUCAGAUUGGGACGUUUCAAAAGUAACGAAUAUGUCGUAUGCGUUCAAGAACGAGCUUCAUUUCGAUGGUGACCUUUCUAAAUGGUCGACAAAAAGCGUAACUUCUAUGGACGGCAUGUUUUAUGGAGCAAAGGCGUUCACUGGAUCGUUCUCCAUAAACCGGUGGGUGACUUCAAGUGUUUUGAACAUGGACUAUAUGUUUUUCGAGGCUGCUUCGUUCAACGGUUUAAUCGAUGGCUGGGACCUCUCGAGUGUUACGAGUCUUUCGCGUAUGUUCUAUGGCGCUGAAACUUUCAAUCGAGCUCUUGGGGAUUGGGAUACUUCGAGCGUGAAAGACAUGAGCGGGAUGUUCUACUUGGCGAUUUCCUUUAAUCAGGCCAUUCAAAACUGGGACACGUCAAGCGUCAUUAACAUGAACGAAAUGUUUCGUGAGGCAAGUUCCUUCAAUCAGGCCAUUCAAAAAUGGGACACUGUCAAUGUUGUAGACAUGAGCGGGAUGUUCCACUUGGCGAUUUCCUUUAAUCAGGCCAUUCAAAACUGGGACACGUCAAGCGUCAUUAACAUGAACGAAAUGUUUCGUAAUGCAACCGCAUUUUCUCAACCACUUUCUAGGUGGACUGGUCCGGCAGCGACGACGACUUCAUCUUCUGUAUUCACCUCCGCUCUCGCAUUUCUCGAGAAAUAUUCGUGCUCUGAUCAAAAUGACGGUCCGGUGAGUUCUUGCACUUGUUCCAAUUUCGAGUACUGUUUGAAUGAUUUUACUUUUCACGAUGCUAUUUCUGCGUGUCUUUUAGAGGAUCCUAUUCAUGGAGCGUGCUUAACGUACGGAAGUGUCAGUACGAAGCUUGGUGCAUCUAUAUCUAUCUGGGACACAUCGCGAGUGACUGACAUGGCCGGAGCUUUCAAAUAUCGAAUCGCGUUCAAAGGUGAUAUUUCUGGUUGGGAUACCCGAGCCGUCACAAACAUGGAAUACUUGCUUUUCAAUGCGACAUCAUUCACGGCGGACCUUUCGCAGUGGUCUGGUGUGGCAACGCAAGACAGGCAGACUGAAAUGCUUUACGGAGCAGUAUCUUUUGCUGGAAAAUUCCUCUGUGAAAACGAGAUAUCUGGACCCUUGAACUCGUGCGGCCCAAUCGAGAAGUUAACGAAUUCAAAUUUUCAGUCCGCUAUAAACUCGUGCCUGAGCGAAUCUGCUGUCACUGGAGACUGCGUCACUUAUGGUACCUCGACGACGAAAUUUGGAGUGAUGUCUACAUGGGACGUGAGCUUGGUGACGAAGAUGCAAGACGCUUUCUAUAACAAGGGCAGUUUCAAUGGCGACAUUUCUCGAUGGAACACCUCGAGCGUGACUACGAUGCGUCAGAUGUUUUACGGUGCGAACAGCUUCGAUCGCGAUCUGAAUGACUGGGAUACUUCGAGUGUUCGUGACAUGUACCGAAUCUUUUAUUCGUCAAACGCAAAUCCUGACAUUGCGAUGUGGGAUACCUCGAGCAUGCAGACUAUGCACCGCGUGUUUGAUCGCGCGUACAUGUUUAAUCGCAACUUGACAGCUUGGGACACAUCGAGCGUGACGGAGAUGAACUACAUGUUCACGUACGCGCACAAGUUCAACGGCGAAGUGAACGGUUGGGACACGUCGAACGUUCGAAACAUGUAUUACAUGUUCCACUACGCCCACGACUUCGACCAAGAUCUCGAUAAAUGGGAUACAUCGAGCGUGACGGAUAUGCACUACAUGUUUGAGUACGCUCACGACUUUAACGGCAAGGUUGGUACGUGGGACGUAUCCCAAGUGACGAGUAUGCGUUACAUGUUCCGUUUUUGUUACGUUUUCAACCAGAAUGUCUCGAGUUGGGACACGUCGAGGGUCACAGACAUGAGUUACAUGUUUAAUGAUGCUCGUCUAUUUACAUACGACGUAUCAAAGUGGAUUGGAAGCGCCGUUGAGAACUACCAGAGCGAAAUGUUCAGUGGCGCUACGGCGUUCAAGGCGAAGUAUUGGUGUCCGAAUGUAAAUCAGGGACCGCCGAGGUGGUGUCAAUCUUUUGCUUCAUCUUGUUUAUUACCUCCCCCAUCCUCUGUUUUGACCCCAAUCACGAACGCAAACAUCAGGAGUGCCAUCAGGGAAUGUUUCUUCGUGAGCUUCGGUCAAUAUUUUUCUAAUGGCGAGUGCUAUGAGAGCGAAUACGGUGUUAUGGCAGACUGGGACGUGAGUAAAGUGACAGACAUGCAAAGUUUGUUUUCUGGGUAUUCAAGUUUUAAUGGGAACAUCACCGCCUGGGAUGUCUCCUCUGUAACGGACAUGAGCAACAUGUUCCAAAAUGCAAACGCUUUCACUCAAGAUUUGAGCGACUGGGAUACCUCGAGUCUUACACGUUUGUACCGUAUAUUCUAUACUUCGAAUGCGAAUCCGAAAGUUGCAAACUGGGACGUUUCGAGAGUGACUAGUAUGAGUGAGGUUUUUAGCCACGCGUAUUCUUUCAACCAGGAUAUCAGUUCUUGGGAUGUCUCGUCUGUGACGACUAUGUAUGAGUUGUUUUACAAUGCAGACAAAUAUAAUCAAGACUUGAACGGAUGGGACACCUCUCGCGUCAAGAACAUGGAGGGCAUCUUUCGAAGUGCGGAUACUUUCAACGGCGCGAUUGACGGCUGGGAUGUAUCGAGCGUGACUACUUUUCGGUACAUGUUCUAUAGUCAGCACAGUUUUUUUGGCGACUUGAGCAACUGGGAAACUUCUAGUUUGACAGACAUGUAUCGCAUGAUGUAUGAUUCGAAUGCGAAUCCUAAGCUCGCGAAUUGGGACGUAUCGAAAGUCACGAGUAUGAGGUUUGGUCCAUUCUAUUAUGCGUAUUCUUUCAACCAGGAUAUCAGCUCUUGGGACGUUUCAUCCGUGACGAAUAUGGAAUAUUUAUUUAACCAUGCGCAAAAGUUUAAUCAACCGAUUGGAAACUGGGACGUAUCGAAAGUCACAAAUAUGGAUUACAUGUUUCGUUAUGCCUACGAGUUUGCACAAGAUCUCACCUCCUGGCCGGAAACUUCAACGACUACGACCACGUCUGGUACUUAUCAUAUGUUCCACGAUGCGCAUGCAUUUCACGCGAGAUUCAGUUGUCCGAACGGUGAUUACGGUCCUCCUGUUAAGUGUACGUGUAAGUCGGGUUUAUGUUUGGACGAUACAAACUUUAAAGCUGCUGUUGGUGCGUGUUUGGCUGAAUCCCCAGAAGAAGGAAAAUGCAUUUCGUAUGGUACGGUCACAACGGAUUAUGGUAUUAUGGAAGAUUGGGAUACAAGCUCGGUUAUCGAUAUGUCGUUCGCGUUUGGGGCAAACUGUGAUAAUUUUGCGACUGAUUGCAAUCGCUCGUAUUCAGCCAUUUUCAACGCAGACAUCUCUCGUUGGGAUACAAGUAGCGUAAAAACUAUGCGCGGCAUGUUUAAUACGGCUACCACCUUCAAUCAAGCAAUCGGAUCGUGGGAUGUUUCUCAGGUUACUGAUAUGUCUAGUAUGUUUGAAGAUGCACAAAACUUCAACGAGACCAUAUCAGAUUGGGAUACGUCUUCGGUAACGAGUAUGAAUAGUAUGUUUGCAAGAUCAAUAUCCUUUUCCCAGACAUCAACGCUAUGGGAUACGAACAGUGUAGUCGACACGACAAAUAUGUUUCUUGGAGCAGCUGCUUUUUUUGAACAGUACGCAUGCGCAGAGAACGAAAAUGGCCCUCCCAAAAGCUGUCAUUGCAUCGGUUGUUUAACUGAUUCCUCAUUUAAUUCUUCUCUUGCUUCGUGCCUGGCGGAAGAUCCAGAAUACGGAUUGUGCGAAACAUUCGGCGCUUCGAGCGGUUUUGGAGUAAUGCCUGAAUGGAAUGUUCAUCUCGUCAGUGAUAUGCGAGGAGCUUUUCAAGAUAGAUCAAUUUUCAAUGGUGACAUUAGUUUGUGGGACACGAGCAGUGUGACGAAUAUGGAAUCCAUGUUCCGAAACGCAAUAGCAUUUGCUCGGGAGAUCGCAGUAUGGGAAGGGUUCGCGGCGAGUUCUUCCCAAGAUGGUAUUUUUCUCGGGGCUGUUGAAUUCUAUGCGAAUUUUAAAUGCAAGGACGAGACUAUUUUAAGCUCGUGUAAGCAGCAAAGAAGUAAAACUUUGGUCACUGAUGUUACCUUUGAAUUCGCCAUUACCAAAUGUCUAGAAGAGGCGCCGAUUUCCGGCGAUUGUCAAAUUUACGGGAAAUCCACGACGAGUUUUGACAUCAUGUCAAACUGGGAUACUAGUUUGGUAACGAACAUGGGGAGUGCGUUUGAGAACAAAGUUGAGUUCAAUGGCGAUAUUUCUCGGUGGGAUACUUCGAAUGUCGUUUUUAUGGACAAGCUAUUUCUCAACGCAGCUUCGUUUAACAAGCCUUUGACAUUUUGGAGUGCGACUAAAGUACUCACCAUGGAGCGCAUGUUUGAAGGUGCGAGUGCUUUCGAUCGCGAUGUUACAUUCUUAGUUACGUCUAGUGAUACCAACAUGGAUGGAAUGUUUACUAAUGCGAAUUCUUUUCUUGCCAAGUUCAAAUGUGAGAGUAUGAUCAGCGGACCUCCAAGUUCGUGCAUGUGCUCUCGCGAAUUAGACUGUUGUGUCGGACAAGCUUGCAGAUUAGAACUCGACGACAUGAAUCUGAUGGAUGCAGUUUCUGAAUGCUUGCUCGAGGACCCUAUUUAUGGAUUGUGCGAAAGAUUUGGUUCAAGACGAAAGCUCGGAACAAUGCCAGAUUGGGACGUUGGUCGAGUUACGAACAUGCAAAGUGUUUUUGCCAUGAGAGAAAAUUUCAACGGUAACAUAUCCGCGUGGAACGUUUCGAGCGUCACGAGUAUGUACCAAAUGUUUAAAUUUGCUCGUUCUUUUAACGGAGACAUCGGCGCAUGGGAUACUUCGAGAGUUACAAAUAUGGAGCGCAUGUUUCAUGGCGCGUCGAAAUUUGACCAAUAUAUUUUGAUAUGGACUGGCGCGGCGGCUACUAGCGCGCAGUCUGGAAUUUUCACCGAAGCUUUAGCUUUUCAAACGAGAUUUAAUUGCAGUGGUGUCUUGGAAUUAGGAGCGAAUGUCGUGUGGAACGGUCCAAUUUCUUCGUGCGAUUGUAAAUAUUCAUGCCCGUUGACGGAUGAUGCAAUUGCAUCUGGGGUCUCUGAAUGUUUACUCUCUCAUCCCGUGGAUGGGUUGUGCUCCUCAGAUACUUUAUACGGUGCUAUGCCAAACUGGGAUGUCUCUCUCGUCACGAACAUGAGCGGUUUAUUUAAGGGUUAUGAACUCUUCAACGGCGAUAUUUCUAAAUGGAUUACCGCAAGUGUAACCAACAUGGAAUCUAUGUUUUCUGGAGCAACUUCGUUUAACCAGGAUAUCUCUGAAGCUUGGCAGGGACCGGCCACAGAAACGACACAGACUGAUAUGUUUGCUGGCGCAACUGCUUUUCAAGCCGCGUUCAAAUGCGCAGACGUAAUAAACGGACCGUUGAAUCAGUGUUAUUGCAUCGGUUGUUUAACUGAUUCCACAUUUAAUUCUUCUCUUGCUUCGUGCCUGGCGGAAGAUCCAGAAUACGGAUUGUGCGAAACAUUCGGCGCUUCGAGCGGUUUUGGAGUAAUGCCUGAAUGGAAUGUUCAUCUCGUCAGUGAUAUGCGAGGAGCUUUUCAAGAUAGAUCAAUUUUCAAUGGUGACAUUAGUUUGUGGGACACGAGCAGUGUGACGAAUAUGGAAUCCAUGUUCCAAAACGCAACAUCUUUUGAGCGCGGGAUCGGAACCUGGAGAGGAGUUGCGGCUUCUGCUCCACAGAAAGAUAUGUUCCGCACCGCUUCAGCGUUCCAGGCAACAUAUUCAUGCAGAAAUAUUGUAUCUGGUCCCGCACAAUCGUGCGUAACCCCCUUAUCUGACGUGACUUUCCACAUCGCCAUUUCAUCGUGCUUAGAAUUAGACAGUAAGAUUGGAUCCUGUUCGAAGUAUAGUACGGUUUUCGGGGAAAUUCCUCACUGGGAUGUUUCAAACGUAACUAAUAUGCGCGGAGCAUUUUCAAACUACGAACAAUUCAACGCCGAUAUUUCAAGUUGGGAUGUUUCAUUCGUUACAGAUAUGGGAUAUAUGUUUUACAACUCGCAAGCCUUCAAUCAAAAUAUUGAGAAUUGGGACACUUCAAACGUUGAGAAUAUGGAAAGGAUGUUUUCAUUUGCGAAAAACUUCAAUGUAAAUAUCAACGGAUGGAGCGUUGAGAAAGUCACGAAAAUGACAGGCAUGUUUUGGAAAGCUGAAAAGUUUAACCAACCGUUACAUGACUGGGAUACUUCUAAUGCUAUAGACGCUGAAGAAAUGUUUCUCAUGACUCCGAAUUUCAUGCGUAAUAUCUCGAUGUGGAAAGGUACAAUUGGAUCGACGCCACAGUCGGUCAUAUUCUAUGAAGCGACGAAAUUUAUAUCCAAAUAUGAGUGUACGGAUGCAACUAAUGGACCGGUUAAUUCGUGCGUGUGUGUUUCGGGCUGUAUUUUGGACUCCAUGUUUCAUGCCGCCAUCAAUGAGUGUUUGGAAGAAGACCCCUUCUUUGGUGUCUGCACAUCAUAUAGUGAGAGGAGUAAAUACGGAGUCAUGUCGGACUGGGAUGUGAGCGCAGUAACAAACAUGCAAGCCGCGUUUUUAGGACGUCGCCAAUUUAAUGGUGACAUUUCUUCUUGGGACACGUCAUCCGUCACGAGCAUGAAAUCUAUGUUUGAUUCGAAUUCAACCGAUUAUGGGAUGAUAUUUAAUCAGGAUUUGAGUCGAUGGGAUACGUCAAAAGUGUUGGACAUGUACGAGAUGUUUGCGCAUUGCUGGCAUUUUGAUUCUGAUAUCAGUUUAUGGGACACUUUGAGCGUUACCAACAUGAACGGAAUGCUAGCCAAUGCAAAAUCUUUCCAACAGGACAUAUCAACAUGGCAAGGAAGCGCUGCUACAAGUUCUGGUCAAGGCAUUUUUUCAGGUGCAUCUGUAUUCAAUUCGAAAUUUUUUUGUAAGGAAGGCGAUGAUGGACCAAUCAGUUCUUGCGCUUGCCAAACGCAUAGUGAGUGCGGAUUACGCGGCGCAACAUUCAAUGCCGCCAUAGAGGAGUGUUUGCAAGAGGCUGAAGUAGACGGAUUGUGCGAAUCUUACGGAGUUCUCAGUGGCUUUGGCACGAUGCCAAAUUGGGAUACAAGUGUUGUAAAAAAUAUGAAUGGCGCUUUUAGUGAACGCACAACUUUCAACGCCGAUUUAUCAAAGUGGAACACUGCACAAGUAACUGAUAUGCAGGCUAUGUUUUAUAGUUCCUCCGCUUUCAAUCAGGAUCUUAGUGGUUGGGACACAUAUCGCGUGGUAAGCAUGUUUCGAAUGUUCAUGAGAGCAUCAGCCUUUGAUCACGAUAUUUCGAAUUGGCAAGGCUUUGCUGCCUCAAAUGCACAAGGUCAAAUGUUUUCGUUAGCGACAGCGUUUCAAGCAAAAUUUAAUUGCUCUAAUGCAGAUGCUGGACCCUUGACUUCUUGUUUUGACCCCGAGUACGUGCUGCUCGAUGAGUCCUUCUCAGAAGCCAUUUCGAGCUGUUUAGCAGAAUCUCCCAAAGAUGGUCUGUGCACAGAGUAUGGUUUGAAAACAAAGAAGUAUGGAACGAUGCCCAACUGGGAUACGUCCCGUAUCACGAGAAUGGUUGGUCACGAUGGAAACGGUUUUGUAGGAUUCGCUCAAGAACAGGAAUUCAACGGCGAUAUAUCAAAAUGGAAUACGUCGCAAGUUACUACCAUGCGUAGCAUGUUCUGGGAAGCGGCAAAAUUCAAUCAAGACAUUGGCAAGUGGGACACUGCAAAAGUGACUGACAUGCAUCAAAUUUUCAGAAACACAGCCUUUAAUCGAGAUAUUGGAGAGUGGAAUACGGCUCAAGUCACCGACAUGAGCCGCAUGUUUCGUCAAGCUGUGAACUUUAAUCAAUAUAUUGGAGAUUGGAAUACUUUACAAGUUACAAAUAUGAAAGACAUGUUCUAUGAGGCUCGCUCUUUUGAUCAAAACAUAGGCAGUUGGAAUAUUUCUAAAGUCGAAAAUAUGAACAGCAUGUUUUAUAAAGCAUAUUCGUUCACGCAAGAUGUCUCGAAAUGGGACGAUUCCUCAGUAACUGAUUCCGUGGAUUUAUUUGGAGAUAUUGUAACAUUUUUUCUGCGGUUUUCUUGUCCUGUCGAUGGUCCGGCGAGCACCUGCGUGGAUAAAACUCCUGAGUCGCCCACACUUGUAACAGAUGAUAAUUUUUACAGUGCAAUAGAAACUUGCCUAACGAUGGAUGAUAAAGCAUAUGCUGAAAAUGGAAUGUGUUACGCAAGUGAGUAUGGGGCGAUGCAGUAUUGGGAUACGAGCCGGGUCACAGACAUGCGCGGGUGGGUUGGAAGACUUUACGUCGGUUUUGGUAAUCGUGUUUCGUUCAAUGCAAAUAUUUCAAGCUGGGACACGUCGCAGGUCACAAACAUGUUCCGAAUGUUUGAAAACAAUGCUGCGUUUGAUCACGAUGUAUCGAGAUGGGCCGAUGCGCGGGUUGAAAAUUUUGGGCAAAUGUUCUCUGGAGCAUCUGCUUUUCAGGCAAAGUUCGUAUGCGACGACCUUCUUUCUGGUCCCCCGAAAACGUGCGACGAAAAAGAGAGAAUCCUGUUGGAUUCGUAUUUUUUCGCAUCGGUCGAUGCAUGUCUUCAAGAAGCGCCCGUGGACGGUUUGUGCUACACCUUCGGGACGGUGACCAAGAAAUUUGGCGUCAUGCCGGAUUGGGAUACGCAUCGGGUUGAAAACAUGGAGGCGGCGUUCAAAAAUAAAACGCUGUUCAACGGUGACAUAACGAAGUGGAACACAUCGAGCGUGACCUCCAUCCGCGAUAUGUUCUAUUCUGCCUCUUCUUUCAAUCAAGACAUCAGCGGUUGGGAUGUUUCUCAAGUCACGAGCAUGAGUGGAGUAUUUUACGGAGCGUCUGCAUUCGAUAUAGAUAUCUCAAGCUGGAAUGAUAUUCUUCUUCUUUUGAAUACAGGAGAAGAAAUAUUUACUGGAUCGACAAUCUUUCAAAAUAUCACUCUGCGUGUCGGGGACGUGCCUCUCUCGACAACUGCUCUCACGUGGCCAGGAGCCACGAUGUCUUGGUCGGAUGAGUCGGGAAAUAACAACGAUGUGAUACUUCUUGACGGGGUUAAGUUUAAUAGCAAAUAUGGUGGGUACGUGUCAUUUGAUGCUUCAUUAAGUAAUUCGCGCGGUUACAUAAGUAAUGAUUUGCAUUACGCAGGAGGCACAAAAGUUAUCGAAGAGCUCACGGUUCUUGUCUGGAUGCGAACGAAUUACAGCAAUGGAGAAAAUACUCCAGACGGAUCGUAUGACAUCAACCAGUCGUCGUUUAUCGAUUUUGAUCGAUCGGAAGUAUUCAAUUUCUAUCUCGAAGGUGCCGGCCAACUUAAAUUUUCGGGCAGCAGUAGUAACUCUGGUGGAUUUUCUGAAUAUUACGACCUCGGAGCGGGCACGGAUGAGUUGUAUAACGACGGCGAAUGGCAUUUGCUAGGGGUUACGUUCAGCGUCUCAAAUCAAAAAAUUAAAUUGUUCGCUGAUGGAGUGCUGAAAAAGACAUUCUCGGCUAACGGCACCAUGACGGCCCUUGGAAGUCAUUCGGCUUCUUUGAGAAGGUACGGAAUGAUAGCUGAUGUAUCCAAAGCUGCUGUUGAAAACGGCGCUACCGGAUCUGCUGGCGGGUACACUGGUGAUUUAGCUGCGAUUAUUUUCCACGACUCCACGACUCUCACGGAUGCCGAAAUCGAAAGCGUCUUCAAGGCUCAAACCCAAAGAUUCAGCUCCAGUGCAGAGUAUAUUCAGUCUCCACCAAGUCCGCCACCAAGCCCACCACCGCCGCUUCCUCCUCCAUCUCCACCACCGCCGCUUCCUCCUCCAUCUCCACCACCAUCUUCGCCUCCCCCAUCACCUCCACCCUCGCCACCUCCGAGCCCUCCCCCGUCUCCACACCCGAGUCCCCCGCCGUCGCCUCCGCUGUUGCCGAAUGCACCGCCGAGUCCACCGCCGAGUCCACCGCCGAAUCCACCACCGAAUCCACCACCUCCUUUGGAUCCGAUUCCAUCUGCAAGUUGGCACACUUUCGUCGCGGAUUGUUUGACGGAAGUAGGCGCGGAAGUUACCGGUGAGUGCACGACAUGGGCGUCUGGUAAUGAUUACGGGACGAUGCCAAAUUGGAACGUGAGUUUGGUGACGGAUAUGAGUGGAUAUACUGGAAGUGCUUAUCAAGGUUUUAGCUGGAAUUCUGCGUUUAACGGCGACAUUUCGAACUGGGACACAUCUCAAGUGACAAAUAUGUACGCUAUGUUUUGGCAAGCUACUUCCUUCAACAGACCUAUAGGGGGAUGGGACACAUCUAAAGUGACGAAUAUGAAUUCUGUAUUUAGUAGUGCCAAUGCAUUCAACCAAGACAUUGGGAGUUGGGACACAUCACAAGUGACGGAUAUGGCUUAUAUGUUUUCUUCCGCUUCUGCGUUCAACCAAGACAUUGGGAAUUGGAACAUAUCGCAAGUUACUGGUAUGCAUGGUAUGUUUCAAUACGCCUCUGUGUUCAACCAACCGAUGGGGAGUUGGGACACCUCUCGAGUGACGGAAAUGGGUGAAAUGUUUAAGCAUGCUAUCUUAUUUGAUGAAUUAAUCGGAAGUUGGGACACAUCACAAGUGACGGACAUGUCAAACAUGUUCGAAAACGCUUCUGUGUUUAACCGAGACAUUUCUUCGUGGACUGGAACGGCGGCAACGACUGUGCAAACCGGCAUAUUUACGGAUGCGACAGCAUUCAUCGCAAGAUUUACAUGCGAUGACCCUGUAAAUGGUCCACCGCAAACGUGCUACGAUCCGGAUGUGUCGCUCACGGAUGAAACAUUUUAUUCUGCAAUUGAAUCUUGUUUAGCUGAGGCUCCACUGGAUGGAGUUUGUAAAGAAUUUGGCUUGUACUCGACACGAUACGGGAUAAUAUCAGACUGGGACACGAAAAGGGUCACAAAUAUGUCGGGCGUUUCUUUUUAUGACAACACGGAGCAUUACAUAGGUUUUGCGCUAAAAGAUGCGUUUAACGGCGACAUAACCAGAUGGGAUACCUCACACGUUACAGAUAUGAGCAGUAUGUUUUACGGAACGUCGAUGUUUAACAAACCCAUAGGUAGUUGGGACACAUCUCGGGUAUCAAACAUGAAAUUAAUGUUUGGAAACGCCUCUGCCUUCAAUCAAGAUCUUUGGGAUUGGAGCACUUCGAAUGUCUUAAAUAUGGAGCAAAUGUUCGCUGAUGCUAUCGUGUUUGAUAAAGAUAUCAACGCGUGGGACACUUCAGCGGUGACGAAUAUGGACUCCAUGUUUCAAAACGCACUCGCAUACGCUGAUAAAUACUCCUGCACGGACUCGAACAGCGGUCCUCCCAAUUCAUGUACAUGCAUCAAAGGCGCUUGCUUCAUAACAGAUACAAUCUUUUACGACGCAAUCGCAAAUUGCCUGGCAGAAUCUCCGGAAGAUGGGUUGUGCGUUACGUGGGGAACACAAGCGACGAAUUAUGGCGUGAUGCCUGAGUGGGACACCUCAAGGGUAACAAAUAUGACUGGAUGGAACUCUUACUAUGUAGGCUUUGGCGGAAAAUCUAUAUUUAACGGUAACAUUUCAAAUUGGGAAACUUCUCGAGUUACGAGCAUGUACAGAAUGUUUGCCGGGGCGACGAAAUUCAAUCAAGAUAUAAGUAAAUGGGAUACUUCUCAAACUACAACUAUGAGCAGAAUGUUCGAAGAAGCGAGCGAAUUCGAUAUAGACAUAAGCUCUUGGAACGAUUCUGCUCUGGUGACAUCGGAUCAAAUGUUCAUAGGUGCGAGUAAUUUUCUAUUGAAAUACUCGUGCACGAAUCUGAGGUCUGGUCCUGCCAGUUUAUGUUCUCCAAGAGCGAGAUCUCGAUGUUCAAAACUACUCAAAACAGCAUCUUUGGGUCAACAAUUAGAAACUUUCUCAUUUGCUACUGGACAUUCGUCGUAUUAUCAUGUGAAAACUGUGGCGACAACAUCGAACGAUAUGACAGGUUGGAACAGUUUGUAUAUGAUUGGUGGAACGACAAAAUGCGAUGGCGCUUGGUUCGGAGGUCUCGUGAAUGGUAAACCGUUCAUCGGUACGCAAUGCGUUGUUGGAUACCAAGUCGCUCCUCAAAGCUUGCUACCGAGUACAAAAUACGCAAUGGAAUGGAAAUAUGAUCCAAACACGAAAAAGUACGAAAUCAUAAUCGAUGGUGAAAUUGUUUUGAGCGGGACUCAGGACUUCCCUGUAAUGAACGGAGGUUACAUCACUAUCGGUGGCGGGGCGCAUACAUACGCUAAUGAACUUUGGGGAGGUAGCAUUGAUUCGCUCGAAUUAAAUUGGUGCAGCGAUCUCACAGAUGCAAAUUAUUACAGCGCCGUGGAGAAUUGUUUGCUCGAGGCUCCUGUGGAUGGAUUAUGCCAUACGUUCGGGUAUUCAACGAAUUCAUUUGGACUAAUGCCCGACUGGGAUACGAGUUUAGUGACAAAUAUGGCGGGUUACGAUGGAUCUAAACAUGUAGGGUUUGCCACGAGAAUGGCAUUUAACGGGGACAUUUCGAAAUGGGAUACUGCUCAAGUGACGGACAUGUCGUUCAUGUUUUACCAAGCUUCAGCAUUUAAUCAAAAGAUUGGGAAUUGGAGCACAGUGAAAGUCACGGAUAUGAGUGGAAUGUUUUUCAAAGCAGCUUUGUUUGAUUCAGAAAUAAAAAAUUGGGAUAUUUCUUUGGUAACAAACCUAGCGCGCACGUUUUCUCAAGCAUAUGCGUUUAAUCAGUCCAUCGGUGCCUGGGAUACGGCGAAAGUGAGGAAUAUGCAAUCAACAUUCUCUCAAGCCUUUAAAUUUAAUCAAAAUAUAAAUUCGUGGAAUACUGCAGCCGUGACUAACAUGGAAGAAAUGUUUGCGUACGCGUACUCGUUUGAUCACACUGUUUAUAGCUGGUCUGGAAUAGCGGUAGCUUCUGAACAGAAGGGUAUACUUAGAGGCGCCUCAAAGUUUCAGGACAAAUUCAUUUGCGCGAGCGAUGAAGAUGGCCCUCUGGAUUCUUGCCACGAACCACAUGUUUUGACCUCUGACGCAACGUUCCACGAAGCGGUCAGCGCUUGUCUUCAAGAAGCGCCCGUGGAUGGUUUGUGCCACACCUUUGGGACGGUGACCAAGAAAUUUGGCGUAAUGCCAGAAUGGGAUACUAGUCUCGUUGAAAAUAUGGAGGCGGCGUUCAAAAAUAAAACGCUCUUUAACGGUGACAUUUCGAGAUGGGAUUUAUCGAGCGUGACCUCCAUCCGUGAUAUGUUCCAUUCUGCCUCUUCUUUCAAUCAAGACAUCAGCGGUUGGGAUGUUUCUCAAGUCACGAGCAUGAGUGGAGUAUUUUACGGAGCGUCUGCAUUCGAUAAAGAUAUCUCAAGCUGGAAUGAUUCUUCUGUCGUAACAAGUGCAGGAACAUUUACUGGAGCGGAAGCAUUUCUGGCUAAAUUUACGUGUGGUAUUGGUGGGGGAAUCAACGAAGAAGUCGAAGUAAGUGCACGCCCAGUAAGUUCCUGCGUCUGCAAGCAUGGGGAAUGUUAUCUCACGGAUGGAUCUUAUUAUCGUGCUGUCGUUCAUUGUCUUCUCGAAGACCCAUUUGGUGGUGUGUGUACAUCGUGGGGUACAAAAACAACAAAUUAUGGAAUUAUGAUGGAAUGGAAAACCGGUCGCGUCACGGAUAUGGCUGGAUUAGUUAAUGGAAAAUACGCGGGAUUCGCAUUGAAGAGUACUUUCAAUGGGAAUAUUUCGAAAUGGGACACAUCGCACGUUACGAAUUUCAGACACAUGUUCUUUUCAGCGGCGAAAUUUAACCAAGAUAUUAGUGAAUGGAACAUAUCAAGCUCGAGCGACAUGACAUCGAUGUUCGAAGGAGCUUCAAUGUUUAAUAUUGAUAUCUCGAGUUGGGACGCUUCGAGCGCUACGAAAACGCAGAACAUGUUUCGCAACGCUAAUUCUUUCCAAGACAAAUACACCUGUGAUGACCCGGAUUCCGGACCGAGUAGCACCUGCGAACAAUCUCUCCUUUCAGAUUUAACUUUUAGUGAUGCAAUUCAGAACUGUCUGUCAGAAAGUCCUGUAUUUGGUGAGUGCCGAAUGUACGGUCGCGCUUCGAAGUACGGCACGAUGCCGAAUUGGAACACAACUCUUGUGACAAACAUGGGAGGAUAUAUGUCUAGUGACUCUCACGUAAACAAGCGAUUUAGUCAGAAUGGAAUAUUCAACGGUGAUAUUUCGAGAUGGGAUACCUCACAUGUUACAGAUAUGUCCACCAUGUUUGGAAAUUGCACGGCGUUCAAUCAAAACAUCAGCGGCUGGGAUGUUUCGCUCGUUACUGACCUAUCCAGUAUGUUUUCCGGAGCGGAUUCUUUUAACCAAGACAUCGGGAACUGGAUCACAUCCCAAGUAACAGAAUUAAGCUUCAUGUUUCAUUCUGCGAAAUCGUUCGACCAAACCAUGAGCGCUUUCGACACUUCUCGCUCUGUCAACAUGGAAUUUAUGUUUGCCGGAGCCUCUUCAUUCAAUCACGAAAUUGGUUUUUGGAACACGUCUCAAGUUACAAACAUGCGGGGCAUGUUUCAAGAAGCUUUGUCAUUCAAUAAGGACAUUGGACUUUGGAACACGUCAGGUGUCACAAAUAUGGAAGUCAUGUUUAAAAAAGCGCAUUCGUUUAAUCAAAAUAUAUCCGCUUGGGACGAUUCAGCUUUAACAAAUUCAGCUGGAAUGUUUGACGGAGCCACAGGGUUCCGAGCGAAAUUUGUUUGUACCGAUGCUUUGAGAGGACCUCCGAGUUCGUGUACAGGCCUUAAUACAAGAUGGAUUGCUCCGAGUCCACCUCCAUUAGCGCAGAUAAGAUCAUCUAAGUCUGAUAAUUUGCCUCUCACUGAUUCUAAUUUGCGAGAUGCGAUUCGGAUGUGCUUGACGAUGCAGGAGUAUGCCUAUGCCGAGAAUGGCCUCUGCGCGGCCUCUAUGUACGGAGCGAUGCCAGAAUGGGAUAUCAGCAGUGUCACAAGUUUAAGGGAAGCAUUUUCAGGCUUGCAUACUUUUAACGCAGAUAUAUCCAGUUGGGAUACGUCACAAGUAACGGACAUGUACGGUACAUUUUCUCAAGCUCACUCGUUUAAUGCAAAAAUCGGCCGAUGGAAUACUUCCAGAGUUGAAAAUAUGCGCCGCACAUUCUUGGAAGCUUGGUCGUUUGAUCAAGACAUCAGCUCCUGGAACACUUUUCACGUUAGUGACAUGGGUUACAUGUUCUAUCGUGCUCAUAAAUUUAGUCACGAUGUUUCAAUUUGGACUGGAAGUGCAGCAAGUAUAACUCAGGAAAGAAUGUUCUUCUACGCGGAUUCGUUCCAGGGAAAAUUCACCUGUGACGACAGCAAUGGAGGCCCAGCGAAAUCGUGCAAAUGUAAUGCCAAUUAUUGCAUGACUGACGUCAUUUUCCAUCAAGCUAUCGCGCUAUGUCUGAACGAAGCUCCAUUGGAUGGUAAUUGUGCGGAGUACGGACUAAAUUCGACGAAAUAUGGUUAUAUGCCAGACUGGGAUGUUUCUCGCGUCACAAACAUUUCACGCGCUUUCCAGCAUAGGUACACUUUCAACGCAGACAUCUCCAGGUGGAAUUUGAGUGCAGUCACUGACAUAUCUUGGCUAUUUAAUGAUGCGCGUGCAUUCAACCAAGACAUUUCCGGCUGGGACGUUUCUCGAGUGCAACACAUGCAGCAUGCGUUUGAGAUGGCGUCUGCAUUCAAUUUUGACAUUUCUGAGUGGAACGAUUCUUCAGCGACUGAUUACACAGACGUCUUCUUAAAUGCGGUUGCUUUUCAAGCGCGCUUUGAUUGCACUGACUCUGUCGAUGGGCCACCAAGCUCGUGUGUACUGAGAUUCUCGUGGUGCAACAUCGCUCCGUGUUAUUUGACAGAUGAUACAUUUAUUAAUGCUGUCUCGAGUUGUCUCGCAGAAGCUCCCAUCGAUGGUAAAUGCAUUACAUGGGGUUGGGGCCUCACGAAAUAUGGUUAUAUGCCAGACUGGGAUGUUUCUCGCGUCACAAACAUUUCACGCGCUUUCCAGCAUAGGUACACUUUCAACGCAGACAUCUCCAGGUGGAAUUUGAGUGCAGUCACUGACAUAUCUUGGCUAUUUAAUGAUGCGCGUGCAUUCAACCAAGACAUUUCCGGCUGGGACGUUUCUCGAGUGCAACACAUGCAGCAUGCGUUUGAGAUGGCGUCUGCAUUCAAUUUUGACAUUUCUGAGUGGAACGAUUCUUCAGCGACUGAUUACACAGACGUCUUCUUAAAUGCGGUUGCUUUUCAAGCGCGCUUUGAUUGCACUGACUCUGUCGAUGGGCCACCAAGCUCGUGCACGUGCAAUAAUUCGUUUUGCCUAUACAAUGCAAACUUUCGUAGCGCCAUUAUAGAAUGCUUGAACGAAGAUCCAAUCUACGGAAACUGCACAGCGUACGGUUCCGAGAUUAAGAAGUUCGGCAUCAUGUCUGACUGGGACGUAAGUAAAAUAACAAACAUGGACGGGAUUACUGGAGAGGAGGGAGCUCUCAUUGGAUUUGGUGGCAAAGCUACUUUUAACGCGAACAUUUCAAAUUGGGAUGUUUCUCAGGUAACGUCCAUGAGAGGUAUGUUUUAUCAAGCUUCUGCUUUCAAUGCGGAUAUCAGCUCGUGGAAGACUACACUCGUAACUACGAUGGAGUCUAUGUUUUUCUCCGCGGCUACUUUUAACCAAAACGUUGGAAAUUGGGACGUAUCUCAAGUUUUGACAAUGCGCGAUAUGUUUUCUAAUGCUAGCUCGUUCAAUCAGGACAUUGGGGAUUGGAAUACGACCGCAGUGACAGACAUGACGAGAAUGCUUUCAUCAGCAUCUGUCUUUGGCUAUGAUUUAUCUCACUGGUUGGGAACUGCGGCUUCAACAGCGCAGGAAGAUAUUAUCCUUCAAGCGACAGCAUUCAACACAAAAUACACGUGUGACGAUGCAAAUAGAGGACCUUUUAAUUCAUGUGUGUAUGAUCAGCUCCCUCUGACAGAUACAACAUUUCAAAAUGCUCUUUCUCUUUGUCUUACAGAAUCUCCGGUUACUGGUGACUGCGUGGAAUUUGGUUCAUCAUCAAACUAUGGAGCCAUGCCGUAUUGGAAUACUUCCUCUGUCACGAAGAUGAUUGGCUACGAUGGUUCGAAUAGCAUCGGAUUUAAGGGUAGGAAAGCGUUCAAUGGCGAUAUUACGGCAUGGGACACGUCCAGUGUUACUGAUAUGAGUUAUCUGUUCGAGUACGCUUCUUCAUUCAAUCAGGACAUAAGCAGCUGGGAUACUUCAAGCUUGCGAGAUAUAGACUCGAUUUUCCGGCACGCUUCUGCGUUCAACCAGAACAUCGGAUCGUGGAACACAUCGCAGGUCACUGAUAUGAAGAAUGCAUUCAGUCACGCUGCUGCAUUUAACGGCAACGUGAACCUAUGGGUCUCUGCGGAGGUAAUUAGUAUACGCGGAAUUUUUCGCGGAGCUGAGUCAUUCAAUCAAGAUCUUUCGUCAUGGAUGAUCACGCAGGCAGUCGAUGCGAGCUAUGCAUUUUACGGAGCUAGCUCGUUCAAGUACUCACUAUCUUCUUGGUCUGGUAACGUAGCGACUUUACCCCAGAAAGACAUGUUUAGAGAUGCCAUCGCAUUUCAAGCGCUUUUUGUUUGCACGAGUAGCUACGAUGGCCCAGCUGCUUCAUGUGCGAGUCGCGAUUCUGUAUUAUCAGAUGCAUCCUUUCACGAUGCCGUCAAGCAUUGCCUUUCGGAGGACCCGGUUCACGGAUUGUGCGUGAAUUACGGUUUUGUGACGACUCAUUUUGGGCUCAUGCCUGAUUGGGACGUCAGCCGCGUCACGCGAAUGUCUGGUUUGAGUGGUACGAAUUCAAUUUCUUACGGGUUCCGCGGUGCGACUAUUUUCAAUGGCGAUAUUUCGAAAUGGGAUACAUCACAUGUCACGGAUAUGAGUUUCAUGUUUGAAAACGCUCUUGCUUUCAAUUCAGACAUAAGCGGUUGGGUAGUGAGCCGGGUGACUGAUAUGCGAGGGAUGUUCAAAAAUGCAGCUUCGUUCAACCAGUACAUUGGUGAAUGGCAAACGCAUCAGGUGACAACCAUGAAUGCGAUGCUGAGUGGUGCUUCGGCUUUUUCGCACGAUUUAUCGUCCAUGAGUACUUUGAAUGUUUAUGAUUUUCAAGACAUGCGUGUAGGGGCUUUGGCGUUUCAUGAAAAAUUUUUAUGUCCCGACGAGACAUCUGGAUCGUUGAGCUCGUGCGUUUGCCGCUCGUCACAUUGCCUAUCGGACGAAACGUUCUCAGAAGCCUUGGAAGAGUGUCUCAAAGAAUCUACCGUGGAUGGUUUGUGCACUGAGUACGGCCUCGUGAAGACAAAAUAUGGCGUCAUGUCAGACUGGGACGUUAGUAACGUGACAAAUAUGGGCUCAAUACAACAAACUGAUCCAUUGGUGUUUGACUACACCACUUCAAGUUGUUCCUCUGACGGAUGGCUUAAUAAUGGGAACACCGUUUCGUGCACGCAAUGCGGCAGCUACGGAUAUGUUCUCGGAGGAUACGGCCAGCUUGGUAACGGCGCAGAAUUGCGAAAGACGUUUUCUGACUUGCCAGAGCACUCUGAGUUGAGUUUGAACGUGAACUUGGUGAAAAUCGAUUCUUGGGACGGUGAAAAGUUUUACGUAUAUAUCGACGAUGCGCUCGUCUACACUUCGCGUCCAUUCUAUCAUAAUCAGGGCUCAAACGUAUGUGGCGGGGGAUCGGGUGAAGAGCAACUCAACGUCCAGAUCAAUGUAACGCAUUCGUUAAGCACGGCAACUGUGCGACUGACGACGAAUUUAAAUGAGGGUUCAACGAAUGAGGCUUUUGGUCUGAGUUCUUUCACGCUUGGAUUCAUCCUCGAUGGCAGUGUGGUGAAUAGCGUUUUAUCCAAGUUUCCAGAGUUCAAUGCGGAUAUUACGAGAUGGAAUACCAUCCACGUCACCUCCAUGACGCGCUUGUUCUUUGGCGCGUCAAGUUUCGAUCGGGACUUGACCGCAUGGAAAGGUCCGGCAACCUACAAAGUUCAAAAAGAUAUCUUUCUGAACGCCACCUCGUUUCAAUCAAAGUUUGCGUGCUCUGAUAAAGAUUCGGGUCCUCUGCGCACUUGCUCGUGUAAGUCUGACGUGUGCAUUACCAGCGCAACUUUUGAGCUUGCGUUUGAGAGAUGCUUGGCGGAGGAUCCAUUCUUUGGGCUUUGCUCUGUUUACGGCUUGACGACUACUAAGUAUGGCCUCAUGCCGCAGUGGGAUACGAGUCGCGUGAUUGAUAUGAGUCGAUCGCGUGCCACUGCCUUUCCCAUCUUUAAUGGAGACGUAUCCAACUGGGAUACAUCGCACGUGACCAGCAUGUCGAAUUUGUUCUCAUCUUGUUCGUCUUUUAAUCGGGACAUAUCGAAAUGGGAUACGUCUCGGGUUAUAGACAUGUCUGGCAUGUUUCAAGACGCUACGGCUUUUAAUCAGGAUAUUUCAAAAUGGUAUGUCGGGAGCGUUCAAAACACGACGUACAUGUUCCGCAAUGCUGAAAUAUUUCAACGCGAUCUUACAAUGUGGAAGGGGGAAUUUUCCUACGUUUUGCAAGAAGAAAUGUUUAAAGGUGCUCGAAAGUUUCUGGAGCGAUUUUCCUGCUUGGACGCGAAUGAUGGACCUCUGAAUACGUGCAAGUGCAAUUCUGAUAUUUGCUUGUCAGAUGCAUCCUUUCACGAUGCCGUCAAGCAUUGCCUUUCGGAGGACCCGGUUCACGGAUUGUGCGUGAAUUACGGUUUUGUGACGACUCAUUUUGGGCUCAUGCCUGAUUGGGACGUCAGCCGCGUCACGCGAAUGUCUGGUUUGAGUGGUACGAAUUCAAUUUCUUACGGGUUCCGCGGUGCGACUAUUUUCAAUGGCGAUAUUUCGAAAUGGGAUACAUCACAUGUCACGGAUAUGAGUUUCAUGUUUGAAAACGCUCUUGCUUUCAAUUCAGACAUAAGCGGUUGGGUAGUGAGCCGGGUGACUGAUAUGCGAGGGAUGUUCAAAAAUGCAGCUUCGUUCAACCAGUACAUUGGUGAAUGGCAAACGCAUCAGGUGACAACCAUGAAUGCGAUGCUGAGUGGUGCUUCGGCUUUUUCGCACGAUUUAUCGUCCAUGAGUACUUUGAAUGUUUAUGAUUUUCAAGACAUGCGUGUAGGGGCUUUGGCGUUUCAUGAAAAAUUUUUAUGUCCCGACGAGACAUCUGGAUCGUUGAGCUCGUGCGUUUGCCGCUCGUCACAUUGCCUAUCGGACGAAACGUUCUCAGAAGCCUUGGAAGAGUGUCUCAAAGAAUCUACCGUGGAUGGUUUGUGCACUGAGUACGGCCUCGUGAAGACAAAAUAUGGCGUCAUGUCAGACUGGGACGUUAGUAACGUGACAAAUAUGGGCUCAAUACAAACUGAUCCAUUGGUGUUUGACUACACCACUUCAAGUUGUUCCUCUGACGGAUGGCUUAAUAAUGGGAACACCGUUUCGUGCACGCAAUGCGGCAGCUACGGAUAUGUUCUCGGAGGAUACGGCCAGCUUGGUAACGGCGCAGAAUUGCGAAAGACGUUUUCUGACUUGCCAGAGCACUCUGAGUUGAGUUUGAACGUGAACUUGGUGAAAAUCGAUUCUUGGGACGGUGAAAAGUUUUACGUAUAUAUCGACGAUGCGCUCGUCUACACUUCGCGUCCAUUCUAUCAUAAUCAGGGCUCAAACGUAUGUGGCGGGGGAUCGGGUGAAGAGCAACUCAACGUCCAGAUCAAUGUAACGCAUUCGUUAAGCACGGCAACUGUGCGACUGACGACGAAUUUAAAUCAGGGUUCAACGGAUGAGGCUUUUGGUCUGAGUUCUUUCACGCUUGGAUUCAUCCUCGAUGGCAGUGUGGUGAAUAGCGUUUUAUCCAAGUUUCCAGAGUUCAAUGCGGAUAUUACGAGAUGGAAUACCAUCCACGUCACCUCCAUGACGCGCUUGUUCUUUGGCGCGUCAAGUUUCGAUCGGGACUUGACCGCAUGGAAAGGUCCGGCAACCUACAAAGUUCAAAAAGAUAUCUUUCGGAACGCCACCUCGUUUCAAUCAAAGUUUGCGUGCUCUGAUAAAGAUUCGGGUCCUCUGCGCACUUGCUCGUGUAAGUCUGACGUGUGCAUUACCAGCGCAACUUUUGAGCUUGCGUUUGAGAGAUGCUUGGCGGAGGAUCCAUUCUUUGGGCUUUGCUCUGUUUACGGCUUGACGACUACUAAGUAUGGCCUCAUGCCGCAAUGGGAUACUAGUCGCGUGAUUGAUAUGAGUCGAUCGCGUGCCACUGCCUUUCCCAUCUUUAAUGGAGACGUAUCCAACUGGGAUACAUCACACGUGACCAGCAUGUCGAAUUUGUUCUCAUCUUGUUCGUCUUUUAAUCGGGACAUAUCGAAAUGGGAUACGUCUCGGGUUAUAGACAUGUCUGGCAUAUUUCAAGACGCUACGGCUUUUAAUCAGGAUAUUUCAAAAUGGACUGGAUAUGCCGCCUCUCACGCGCAGCAAGGCAUGCUUCUCGGAGCUGAUGCAUUCCAAAGUAAAUUUAUAUGCCUUCAGGCAAAUGAGGGACCUGCUGGAUCUUGUGACGAGAUUCGUUCAGAUUGGACUUCCCCUCCUCCAAUCGCUCCUUUCCCUCCGAAUUCAUCACCGUUCCAGCAACCAUUUCCACCGCUAUCGCCACAAUCGCCACCAUUUCCACCAUCGCCACCACUUCCAUCACCACCACCGUUUCCUGCGCCACCACCGCCGCUGCCAUCUUCGCCACCGAUACCACCACCCUCUCCGCCUUUGCCACCGUUACCUCCUCCUCCUCCCCCCUCGCCUCCUUCGCCUCCACCGGCUGUGCGCGGAUCUCAAAACGCUCCGUAUUCGAGUAUUUCUCAAGUCGAUGUGGACGAUGUUUCCGACGGUCUUUACUGGUUUGUCAAUAGUGAACGUCAAAUCCAACAGCUCUACGUUCAUAACUUCGGAGCGUUUGCGUCCCCGAAUCGGUACGUCUUGAUCGCUUCGAACAACGCGAAAGAGUCUGUUAUUCCAACCGGUACGGAGAAGAACAGUUUCAACUACCGAGUCGAUAGAAAUGGCGUUUUUGGCGCACUCGGUACCCCGGAUCCUGAGAAAGAUUACAUCGCCGGCGAUUUUAUAUCUGGUAUUGAUAUAGAUCGCAUUAAAGUAUUCGGUUGGGGCUGGAACUCUUUAGACGGAUCAACUUCGUUCUCCGGUGCGACGCAAGGUACGACGCUGGAAGUGACGUGGAAUGCGUCUUCUUUGACGACGGUUGUUCCUCGGUCGGAAGUUGAUGUCAUCGGCGAUUUACACGGCAACGCUUUGUACUUUCACGGCGAUGGCGUCGCUUUGGAUGCGAGCUUAGAUUCGAAUGCCCAACAAUCCACCAUUGGAGGUGUCGGUGCCACUCAAGCUACCGGUGACGUUUCGAAUGGAAAUUAUAUGGGACACGGUAGCGACGAAAUCUCCGCUUCAUGUGAAGGUUGGUACGACUCUUCUGGUUCAGCGAUGAAUUCUCAAGGGUACACGACGUGGGUACGGUUUGCGGCGUUCCCUUCGCCGCCUCCUUCACUGCUGCCGCCGCCGCCGCCGCCGCCGCCAUUUUUGUUCUUAACGAAGAUGGUGGAAGACACGAAUGUCAAAUUGUACGCGAGUGACGCAGCUUCGAGCGAUAAUUUUGGCAUUUCUGUAUCCCUGUACGGUAAUACGGCUUUGAUUGGUGCGAGCGGUGACGACGAUAAAGGAAGCGAUUCCGGGAAGGUCUACGUGUUCACCCGAGCAUACUCCGCGGACGGCACGUUGAUGACUUGGACGGAACAGGCAAAACUUUACGCGAACGAUCCAGCUUCGAGCGAUAAUUUUGGCAUUUCUGUAUCCCUGUACGGUAAUACGGCUUUGAUUGGUGCGAGCGGUGACGACGAUAAAGGAAGCGGUUCCGGGAAGGUCUACGUGUUUACCCGAGCAUACUCCGCGGACGGCACGUUGGUGACUUGGACGGAACAGGCAAAACUUUACGCGAACGAUCCAGCUUCGAGCGAUAAUUUUGGCGUAUCCGUAUCCUUAUACGAUGAUACCGCUUUGAUUGGAGCUUUCCUCGAUGACGACAAGGGAACUGAUGCUGGCUCUGUGUAUGUCUUUACUCGCUCUCCUUUUACAUCCCCGAGCGCAACAUCAGUUUUAUGGAACGAACAGACGAAACUCUAUGCAAAUGAACCAUCCGAUUCAAGUUGGUUCGGUCGCUCAGUUUCACUGUAUGGAAAUACGGCAUUGAUUGGAUCUCCCAAGUAUGUAGAUACGAGUACCACGAGGAAGGCGCUGACAAGUAUCGGCGCUACCGUAAUAAACCUCAACUUAUGUGAAGGUGAUUGUGAUAGCGAUAGCGAUUGUAGUUUUGGGCUCAAGUGCUUCCAAAGAUCUGGAUACACGCCCGUUCCAGGAUGCUCAGGAACUGGCGUGUUCGAUUGGGAUUAUUGCUACAAACCUGAAAUUGGUACCGUGCACGUCUUUACCAGGUCUUCUUCUCCUUCCUCGGAAGAUGAGUCAAUUAUUACGACAUGGGUCGAAGAAACGAAACUGGUUGCAUCGGAUGCGUCCAUGCAGAGUGAAUUUGGUGCGUCGGUUGCGUUAUAUGGUAAUACAGCUCUCAUAGGAUCGCCCAAAAGUGAUGAAUUUGUCGAGGAAGGGGGAAUCUUGGUCCCGAAGACGCUCGUAAGUCAUGGAUGGGAUGGACUUGGAACGGGCAGUCUGGGAGAGUGUGAAGGCGAUUGCGAUACAGAUACCGAUUGCGCCACCGGGCUUGUUUGUUUUCAAAGGAGUGCGAAUGAGGCGGUUCCGGGUUGCUUAGGUAGCGGUGAGAACAACAUGGACUUCUGCGUUAAAAGCUCUUCACUUGACUACGGAUCCUUCUAUAUUUUUACUCGGCCAUCAUCUUUCAAUGAAUCGUCGUCUUUGGAAACGCAGUGGUCUGAAGAAGCGAAGAUUUACGCAUCGGACCAGGUAGCGUACGACAUGUUUGGAUCUGCGCUAACAUUAUACGGUGAUACAGCUUUGAUUGGAGCGAGCGGCAAAGAUAAUCGCGGCAAAGUGUAUGUAUUUGAAGCGCCUCCACCUGCACCUCCGUCUCCUCCACCGCCUUUGCCUCCCCCACCUUUAUUCUUGUCGAGUAUGCUAGAAGAUACAAAUAUAAAAUUGUAUGCGAAAGAUGGGGAAAAUUCCGAUUGGUUCGGUCGUUCCGUAUCUUUACACGGCGAUACGGCAUUCAUCGGUGCAGACGGGAACGACGAGAAAGAAACUCUCGCAGGCGCAGUGUACGUAUUCACGAAGAAAUCAAAUACAUGGAGCGAACAAGUAAAACUACAUGCAAACGAUUCUUCGUUCGGAGAUUAUUUCGGUUAUUCUGUUUCAUUAGAUGGCAAUACUGCGUUGAUUGGAGCGCCAGGGAAGGAUGACGCCGCAUCUGAUGCGGGUGCGGUCUAUGUGUUUAGUAGGUCCUCCUCUUCUGUGGGAUCUCUUAGUACGACGGUUUGGACGCAGCAAGCAAAACUUCACGCUUCUGAUCCUGAAGCAAGUAACAUGUUUGGGUCUUCUGUAUCUCUAUACGGUGACACAGUCUUGAUCGGAGCGAGUGGUAACGAUAAUAACGGAAUAACGGAUGCUGGGACGGUGUAUGUAUUUGCGCAAUCUUUAUCUUCUUCCGAUGGAAUCUCAAAAAUUUGGACUGAAAAAACAAAAUUGUAUGCAUCGGAUGCAUCCGUUUCAGAUAAAUUCGGUACAUCGGUGUCCUUAUUUGGCGAUACAGCUCUGAUUGGGGCGCAUUUAGACGACGAUAAAGGGAGCAACACUGGCAAAGUCUACGUUUUUACCCGUUCUCGAGUGACGACACUGUGGACCGAACAAACUAAAUUGCAUGCCUCGGAUGCAUCUAGCAGUGAUUUUUUUGGUGCGUCAGUAUCUUUGUUUGGAGACACAGCGCUGAUUGGAUCGUACGAAAAUGACGACAAAGCUGAGAACGCCGGUAAAGUGUACGUGUUUACGCGAUCUGUAACUAGUGAGAGUGAUGGCAUUAGAACAACAACGUGGACGGAGCAAACGCAGCUGUAUGCGUCUGAUUUAGCCUCUUCGGAUAAGUUUGGAAUUUCUGUGUCGCUAUACGGUGACACGGCUCUGAUCGGAGCUCAUCUAGACGACGAUAACGGAAUUAACACGGGCAAAGUGUACGUGUUCAAGAAACCUCCCCAAUCUCCGCCGCCGAUGCCGCCGCCGUAUUCCCCACCCUUAUUCUUGCGAAGAAUGCUCGAGGAUACGGGUGUGAAAAUUUACGCGAAUGAUGCAGCCUCGAGCGAUUAUUUUGGCACUUCUGUAUCCCUGUACGGUGAUACAGCUUUGAUUAGUGCGCAUGGAGGCGACGAUAAAGGGAGCAACACUGGCAAAGUCUACGUUUUUACCCGUUCUCGAGUGCACGAGUGGCCUCCGCCUUCGUUUACUUCUCCAAUUUUUUCAUCCUCGACCAUGAGUGGCGUCAUGAGCACAAACAGUGGAAGAUCUCAAACCUGGACUGUGGUAGGGGCAGACUAUGGCAAUGGCGAAUAUACCGCAUCUUUCAAUGGAGGUAUACUUCAUGACAUUGCUUAUCAUGGCCCGGCUCGAAUGUUUGAUAAAGUCAAUGAUGGAUAUGCGUUUCAUACUUCGCUUGGCGUUACUACUGGGACUGUCACUUUAACGAUGCCUAAAAGUAUUCUCAUCACCUCGUAUGAAUUGAGACACAGGCCAAAUUAUAACACGAAUGAGAAUUAUGCACCGAGAGAUUGGACACUCGAAGGUUCAAACGAUGGCACCACGUGGACUCUUCUAGAUACACGAGUGAAUCAAGUGUACAACCCGGACGUGCAGGGCGACGAAGAAUCUAAACGCUCGUACGCAGUUACAGAAAACGUGGUUAAAUACAACCAGUAUAAACUUCGAAUAACCGCUAAUGAUGGCGGUACUUACUUAGUAAUGGGGCAGUUUAAAUUAUUCGAAUCGACUUCUUCAGCUGCGAACGUUGGCACGACGCUGUGGACCGAAGAGACGAAACUAUAUGCAUCUGGGUCGUCCCCUGACGAUUAUUUUGGUCGUUCGGUAUCGUUAAACGGUAACACGGCUUUAAUUGGAAAUUACAAUGCGGAAUAUAUUGGAAUCUCGAAUUCAGGUGCAGUGCACGUAUUUACGCGAGAAUUUCAGUCUUCGUUGGCUAUCAAAGCGACGUGGAUCGAGCAAACGAAACUUUUCGCGUUCGAUCCAGCUGCUUCUGAUGAGUUUGGUACACACGUAUCCUUAUGUGGUGACAUUGCUUUAAUUUCAGCUCAUUUAAAAGACGACAACGGUGUUAAUUCUGGAGCUGUCUACGUGUUCGAGCGGUCAUACUCUUCUUCACCUUCUGCUUCUGCUUCUUCUGGGGUAGUAUGGACGGAACAGACGAAACUUUACGCGAACGAUCCAGCCUCGAACGAUUGGUUUGGCGCUUCACUUUCCUUGUACGACGACACCGCUUUGAUUGGUGCGCACGGUGACGACGAUAAAGGAAGCGAUUCCGGGAAGGUCUACGUGUUCACCCGAGCAUACUCCGCGGACGGCACGUUGAUGACUUGGACGGAACAGGCAAAACUUUACGCGAACGAUCCAGCUUCGAGCGAUAAUUUUGGCAUUUCUGUAUCCCUGUACGGUAAUACGGCUUUGAUUGGUGCGAGCGGUGACGACGAUAAAGGAAGCGGUUCCGGGAAGGUCUACGUGUUCACCCGAGCAUACUCCGCGGACGGCACGUUGGUGACUUGGACGGAACAGGCAAAACUUUACGCGAACGAUCCAGCUUCGAGCGAUAAUUUUGGCAUUUCUGUAUCCCUGUACGGUAAUACGGCUUUGAUUGGUGCGAGCGGUGACGACGAUAAAGGAAGCGAUUCCGGGAAGGUUUACAUGUUCUUUGCACCUUUUACUCCAAUACCUGAUGAAAGUUGGCACGCCUUUGUUGAAGAGUGUUUGGCAGAAGCACCUGAGACCGGACAUUGUACGACAUGGGCGUCUACGAAUAACUACGGGACGAUGUCAGAUUGGAAUACGAGUUUGGUGGAAGAUAUGAGUGGAUGGACUGGAAGUGCUUCUCAAGGCUUUGGUGGUAAAAGUACAUUCAACGGCGAUAUUUCGAAGUGGGACACAGGGAAAGUGACUAAGAUGUCAUGGAUGUUUUGGCAAGCUACUUCCUUCAACCAAGACAUUGGGGAUUGGAACACGGCGGAAGUGACUCGUAUGAAUUCUAUGUUUUCUUACGCUUCUGCGUUCAACCAAGACAUUGGGAGGUGGAAUACAGCGCAAGUGACUGAUAUGGGAGCUAUGUUUUAUUACGCUUCUGCGUUCAACCAAGACAUUUCCUCGUGGACUGGAUCCGCAGCGACGACGGCGCAAACGAGUAUGUUUUCCAACGCAACUGCGUUUCAAGCGAAAUUUAAGUGCACCGACGCCGUCACUGGUCCCGCGAGUUCGUGCGUUGGUCUCUCGCCAAUUCCAGACGCGAGCUGGCAUACUUUUGUCGGGGAGUGUUUGGAUGAAUCUGCAGCGAUUGGAGAAGACGCGAUUGGAGAGACUGGAGAAUGUAUAGUCUGGGCUCGAUCACAAAACGUUUGGUACGGGACGAUGCCAAAUUGGAACGUGAGUUUGGUGACGGAUAUGAGUGGAUAUACUGGAAGUGCUUAUCAAGGUUUUAGCUGGAAUUCUGCGUUUAACGGCGACAUUUCGAACUGGGACACAUCUCAAGUGACAAAUAUGUACGCUAUGUUUUGGCAAGCUACUUCCUUCAACAGACCUAUAGGGGGUUGGGACACAUCUAAAGUGACGAAUAUGAAUUCUGUAUUUAGUAGUGCCAAUGCAUUCAACCAAGACAUUGGGAGUUGGGACACAUCACAAGUGACUGAUAUGGGACAUAUGUUUUCUUCCGCUUCUGCGUUCAACCACGACAUUUCCUCGUGGACCGGAUCCGCAGCGACGACGGCGCAAACUGGCAUGUUUUACGACGCAACUGCGUUUCAAGCGAAAUUUACGUGCACCGACGCCGUCACCGGUCCAGCGAGAUCGUGUGUAUUGAAGCAAAGCUACUGGUCCGCGUCCUAUUGUCCGCUAGGUUCAUGGGUGUAUAAUAACGACUACACGACGCACGAAACGAAUCCUGGUUCCGUAGGUACACCGGAGGCGUGCAUCGAGUUGGUUCGCACGGAGUGUCCGACCGCCAAAAUCGCCAACAUGGGUUCAGAGGGUGAAUGUUGGUGUCAGUAUCACGACGGUUCGGUCACGGAAAUCGUAGCCACCGAUGAAAACAACUGGAUGGCUUGUCUUUUGACUUCUUCUCCCGAUCCAAUUCCAGAUGCGAGUUGGCAUACGUUUGUGGACAAGUGUUUAGAAGAAGCUCCGGUUACUGGGGCACCGAAAACCGGCGAGUGCACUGCUUGGGCAUCUGGUAAUAAUUACGGCACGAUGCCGAAUUGGAAUACGAGUUCGGUGGAAGAUAUGAGUGGAUGGACUGGAAGUGCUUCUCAAGGCUUUGGUGGUAAAAGUACAUUCAACGGCGAUAUUUCGAAGUGGGACACAGGGAAAGUGACUAAGAUGUCAUGGAUGUUUUGGCAAGCUUCUGCGUUCAACCAAGACAUUGGGAAUUGGAACACAGAAAAAGUGACUGAUAUGUAUGCUAUGUUUUCUUCCGCUUCUGCGUUCAACCAAGACAUUGGGGAUUGGAAUAUAGAAAAAGUGACUACUAUGAGAGCUAUGUUUGCUCGCGCUUCUGCGUUCAACCAAGACAUUGGGAGUUGGAACACAGCGGAAGUGACUAAUAUGAGAGAUAUGUUUUAUUACGCUUCUGCGUUCAACCACGACAUUGGGGAGUGGAACACAGAAAAAGUGACUGAUAUGAUAGGUAUGUUUAAUUCCGCUUCUGUGUUCAACCACGACAUUUCCUCGUGGACCGGAUCCGCAGCGACAACAGCGCAACCGUGGAUGUUUUCCGGUGCAACUGCGUUUCAAGCGAAAUUUACCUGCACCGACGCCGUCACCGGUCCGGCGAGAUCGUGUGUAUUGAAGCAAAGCUACUGGUCCGCGUCCUAUUGUCCGCUAGGUUCAUGGGUGUAUAAUAACGACUACACGACGCACGAAACGAAUCCUGGUUCCGUAGGUACACCGGAGGCGUGCAUCGAGUUGGUUCGCACGGAGUGUCCGACCGCCAAAAUCGCCAACAUGGGUUCAGAGGGUGAAUGUUGGUGUCAGUAUCACGACGGUUCAGUCACGGAAAUCGUAGCCACCGAUGAAAACAACUGGAUGGCUUGUCUUUUGACUUCUUCUCCCGAUCCAAUUCCAGAUGCGAGUUGGCAUACGUUUGUGUACAAGUGUUUAGAAGAAGCACCGAAAACCGGCGAGUGCACUGCUUGGGCAUCUGGUAAUAAUUACGGCACGAUGCCGAAUUGGGAUACGAGUUUGGUGGAAGAUAUGAGUGGAUGGACUGGAAGUGUUUUUCAAGGCUUUGGCGAUAAAAGUACAUUCAACGGCGACAUAUCGAAGUGGAACACAGAGAAAGUGACUACUAUGUAUGAUAUGUUUUAUCAAGCUUCUGCGUUCAACCAAGACAUUGAGAGUUGGAACACAGCGCGAGUGACUAAUAUGCAAGCUAUGUUUGUUCGCGCUUCUGCGUUCAACCAAGACAUUGGGGAGUGGAACACGGCGCAAGUGACUGAUAUGAGAGAUAUGUUUUAUUACGCUUCUGGGUUCAACCAAGACAUUGGAAGUUGGACCACAGAGCAAGUGACUGAUAUGGGAUAUAUGUUUUAUUUCGCUUCUGCGUUCAACCACGACAUUUCCUCGUGGACUGGAACCGCAGCGACGUCAGCGCAAACGAAUAUGUUUUCCGGCGCAACUGCGUUUCAAGCGAAAUUCUCGUGCGACGACGCCAUCAUCGGACCAGCGAGUUCGUGUGCGAUUCCAAUCUACGAUCAAUAUUAUAUCCUUGCUGAAAAUACGUGCGAGUCGGAAGGUUACGUGACUAUCCUAAAUCUGAACCAGUGCCGCAUCGCCGGACGCGCAUUGUCCGGCGACGCUUCGAAAGGGUUUCGCUUUGAUCAGCCUGCUGACGGAUACGGUGAUACCGACAGCGGCCGCACUGGUGGCUGCACUUUCCACAGUGGCAACGUGAACAACAAUCUUCAGUUCUUUCCAUUUGCUACUGGACCGUGUGGGACAGCAACUUUUCAUUGCGUGUGCGGAGCGUUCGCACCAAUUCCUGACGCGAGUUGGCAUACGUUUGUGGAGGAGUGUUUAUCCGAAGCUCCAGAAACAGGAGAGUGUAUCAAUUGGGCGUCUGGUAAUAAUUACGGCACGAUGCCAAACUGGGAUACGAGUUUGGUGACGGAUAUGAGUGGAUGGGAUGGAAAUGCCUUCUCGGGCUUUGGUGAUAAAAGUACAUUCAACGGCGAUAUUUCGAAGUGGGACACAGGGAAAGUGACUAAGAUGUCAUGGAUGUUUUGGCAAGCUUCUGCGUUCAACCAAGACAUUGGGAAUUGGAACACAGAAAAAGUGACUGAUAUGUAUGCUAUGUUUUCUUCCGCUUCUGCGUUCAACCAAGACAUUGGGAGUUGGACCACAGCGGAAGUGACUAAUAUGCAAAAUAUGUUUCAUUCCGCUUCUGCGUUUAACCAAGACAUUGGGAGUUGGAACACAGCGGAAGUGACUAAUAUGAGAGAUAUGUUUUAUUACGCUUCUGCGUUCAACCACGACAUUGGGGAUUGGAAUAUAGAAAAAGUGACUACUAUGAGAGCUAUGUUUGCUCGCGCUUCUGCGUUCAACCAAGACAUUGGGAGUUGGAACACAGCGGAAGUGACUAAUAUGAGAGAUAUGUUUUAUUACGCUUCUGCGUUCAACCACGACAUUGGGGAGUGGAACACAGAAAAAGUGACUGAUAUGAUAGGUAUGUUUAAUUCCGCUUCUGUGUUCAACCACGACAUUUCCUCGUGGACCGGAUCCGCAGCGACAACAGCGCAACCGUGGAUGUUUUCCGGUGCAACUGCGUUUCAAGCGAAAUUUACCUGCACCGACGCCGUCACCGGUCCGGCGAAUUCGUGCGCGUGUACCAAGUGCAUCCCGAACGCGAGUUGGCACGCUUUCGUUGAAGCGUGUUUAUCUGAAUCAGGCGCCGAAGGUACCGGCGAGUGCACUGAGUGGGCGUCUGGUAAUAACUACGGGACGAUGCCGAAUUGGGACACGAGUUUGGUGGAAGAUAUGAGUGGAUAUACUGGAAGUGCACAUAAAGGCUUUGGUGGUAAAAGUACAUUCGACGGCGAUAUUUCGAAGUGGGACACCGGGAGAGUGACUUCUAUGUAUGCUAUGUUUUAUCAAGCUUCUGUGUUCAACCAAGACAUUGGGAGUUGGAACACAGAAAAAGUGACUUCUAUGAGAUCUAUGUUUAAUCAAGCUUCUGCGUUCAACCAAGACAUUGGGGAUUGGAAUAUAGAAAAAGUGACUACUAUGAGAGCUAUGUUUAAUCGAGCUUCUGCGUUCAACCAAGACAUUGGGGAGUGGAACACAGAGCAAGUGACGAAUAUGGGAUAUAUGUUUCAGGACGCUUCUGCGUUCAACCACGACAUUGGGAAUUGGACCACAGCGCAAGUGACUGAUAUGCAAGCUAUGUUUGCUCGCGCUUCUGCGUUCAACCAAGACAUUGGGAGUUGGAACACAUCGCAAGUGACUACUAUGCAGGUAAUGUUUUAUCAUGCUUUUGCGUUCAACCAAAACAUUGGGAGUUGGAACACAGAAAAAGUGACUGCUAUGAUAGGUAUGUUUAAUUCCGCUUCUGCGUUCAACCACGACAUUUCCUCGUGGACUGGAACCGCAGCGACGUCAGCGCAAACGAAUAUGUUUUUCGGCGCAACUGCGUUUCAAGCGAAAUUUACGUGCACCGACGCCGUCACCGGUCCGGCGAAUUCGUGUGUAUCUAUGUCGGACUACACCUUUGAGAUUUCUGUCAAGGCGAGUUCGACAAUCGGCCUCCACAUCAGCGAAGUGGAGUUUGUUGGGGCGCAAGUGAAUCCAUUCGUUGUUUCUGGGAUUGUUCCGGACCGAGGAACCCCCCCAAAAGCUUUGUCAACGUUACUCGACGGAACGGAUACUGGAAUCGCGUAUGACAAUCCAGCUGAAGUUGGAACGGUGCCAUUUGUCAUCCGCGCUCCAACAGAUAUCACUACUAUAAGGAUAACGAUUCCUCGACCUUUAUACGGGCCUGGCUGGAGAAUCCUUCGAGAUGGCGUGGAAGUCCUGAAAGAAACUGCAAAUAGAGGAGGGUCAUCCACCCCAAACCCCGUUACGUAUACGUAUGAAUUAUAG